Messenger RNA from Drosophila novamexicana, 49741 nucleotides. RefSeq lists its product as uncharacterized. Bases 1 to 47973 code for a protein of 15990 amino acids. Lineage: Eukaryota; Metazoa; Arthropoda; Insecta; Diptera; Drosophilidae. The record is from RefSeq and is a predicted model, not a curated record. Gene Ontology annotation, molecular function: calcium ion binding. The transcript has 70 exons.
AUGAAAAUAUUUUUGCCACUAGUCACGUGGAUAGUGCUACUACUCUCGAGUACAGUACAUUCACAACACCAACAAACACAACCCUUUAAGACAAAUCCAAACAAGCAUAGUCGAUUUCGAGGCGAAGUAUUCUUUCUGAAUCUCGAAGAUGGAUAUUUUGGCUGCCAAGUUAAUGAGUCUACAGACUAUUUGCAACUAUACGAUCUAUCGAGAAUAUGCGACGGUAAUCAAGACUGUUUUCUUGGUUCCGAUGAGCUGAGCAAAGAGCUCAAAUGCACAAAUGACUGUGAUAAGGAUGGCACACAGUGCACAAAUGGUGUUUGCCUGAAUGGUGUUUGCCAUUGCAAUGACGGCUUUGGCGGCUGCAAUUGCGUCGAUCCGGAUGAGAACGAAUGCAAGCAGCGUCCAUGCGAUGUGUUUGCCCAUUGCACAAACACAUUGGGCAGCUUCACGUGUACCUGCUUUCCGGGCUAUCGCGGCGAUGGUUUCCAUUGUGAAGACAUUGACGAAUGCCAAGAUCCGGCGAUAGCGUUGCGUUGCGUGGAGAAUGCCGAAUGCUGUAAUCUGCCGGCGCACUUCCUGUGCAAGUGCAAGGACGGCUAUACGGGAGACGGCGAGGUGCUGUGCACGGACAUCGACGAGUGCAGCAAUCCGCUGGCCUGUGGUGCCCAUGCCCAGUGCAUCAACACGCCCGGCAACCACACGUGCGCCUGCCCCGAAGGCUUUGUGGGCAAUCCUUAUGACGGUUGUCAGGAUGUUGAUGAAUGCGCAUAUCCGAACGUGUGCGGACCAGGUGCCAUAUGUACGAAUCUCGAGGGCAGUUAUCGCUGCAACUGCCCGCCGGGAUACGAUGGCGAUGGACGCGCCGAACAGGGCUGCGUCGAUCUGGACGAAUGCGCACGCACGCCAUGCGGACGCAAUGCGGAUUGCCUAAAUACGGAUGGCAGCUUUCGCUGCCUUUGCCCCGAUGGCUUCAGCGGUGACCCGAUGCACGGCUGCGAGGAUGUCGAUGAAUGCGCCAUUAACAAUCCAUGCGGUAUGGGUGCUCAAUGCGUGAACUUGGGCGGUAGCUUUCAAUGUCGUUGUCCACUGGGCUUUGUGCUUGAGCAUGAUCCGCACGCUGAGGCGCCAAUGGUGGCCACACCCACACUACAACUGGGCUAUGCCGAUGGCGAUACACUGAUAACACCAGCCCCAACAUCGGGCGCCGGCUUGGCCUGCCUGGACAUCGAUGAGUGCAAUCAGCCGGAUGGUGUGGCCAAAUGUGGUACCAAUGCCAAGUGCAUAAAUUUCCCAGGCUCAUAUCGCUGUCUCUGUCCAAGCGGAUUUCAAGGACAGGGCUAUUUGCACUGCGAGAACAUCAACGAAUGCCAGGAUAAUCCGUGCGGAGAAAACGCGAUAUGUACGGACACCGUCGGCAGCUUCGUUUGCUCGUGCAAACCGGACUACACCGGUGAUCCGUUCCGCGGCUGUGUGGAUAUCGAUGAAUGCGCCGCACUGGAUAAGCCAUGUGGACAGCAUGCGAUCUGUGAAAAUACCGUGCCGGGCUACAAUUGCAAAUGCCCGCAGGGCUAUGAUGGAAAGCCCGAUCCAAAAGUGGCCUGCGAACAAGUCGAUGUGAACAUUUUAUGUCACAGCAACUUUGAUUGCACCAACAAUGCUGAGUGCAUUGAGAACCAGUGUUUCUGCUUGGACGGAUUCGAACCCAUUGGAUCCAGCUGCGUAGACAUUGAUGAGUGUCGCACUCACGCAGAGGCCUGCGGCCCUCAUGCCCAAUGCCUGAAUACGCCCGGUUCCUAUCGAUGCGACUGCGAAGCCGGCUACGUUGGCAGCCCUCCGCGAAUGGCUUGCAAGCAGCCCUGCGAGGAUGUGCACUGUGGUGCUCAUGCCUACUGCAAGCCGGAUCAGAACGAAGCGUACUGUGUCUGCGAGGAUGGAUGGACCUAUAAUCCGAGUGAUGUAGCCGCCGGAUGCGUGGAUAUUGAUGAGUGCGAUGUGCUGCACGGACCCUUCGGUAGCUGUGGCCAGAAUGCCAGCUGCACCAACACACCAGGUGGCUAUAGUUGCGCUUGUCCACCCGGCUACUCGGGUGAUCCACACAGCAAGUGCCUAGAUGUGGAUGAGUGCCGAGCGGGUGGUAAAUGCGGAGCUGGUGCUGAUUGUGUCAAUAUGCCAGGAGGCGGUUAUACUUGCCGCUGCCCUGAGGGCACACUUCCAGACCCGGAUCCUUCAGUGCGCUGCGUUCCCAUCGUUAGCUGCGCCACCAACGAGCAGUGCCCCGGAAAUGCCAUCUGCGAUGAGACCAAACGCUGUCUGUGCCCGGAACCAAAUAUUGGCAACGAUUGUCGACAUCCCUGCGAGACGCGCGACUGCGGCGCCCAUGCUCAGUGCAUGCUGGCCAAUGGACAAGCACAAUGCCUCUGCGCGCCAGGCUAUACGGGUAAUGCAGCAUUACCAGGAGGAUGCAGUGAUAUCGACGAGUGCCGCGCCAAUCCCUGUGCUGCCAAUGCAAUUUGCAGCAACACAGCCGGCGGGUAUUUGUGCCAAUGCCCAGGUGGAUCCACUGGUGAUGCCUAUGGCGAAGGCUGCGCCACAGCCAAGACUGUAGGCUGCUCCGACACCAGUCCGUGUGCCUUAGGCGAAAGCUGUGUUCAGGAUACAUUUACAGGCAGCAGUGUUUGUAUUUGUCGCCAAGGAUAUGAGCGUAAUCCCGAAAGUGGCCAGUGCCAGGAUCUUGAUGAGUGUGGAGCACAGCGCGCAAAGCCUGCGUGUGGCCUGAAUGCACUCUGUAAAAAUCUGCCAGGCAGCUACGAGUGUCGCUGUCCACAAGGAUACACCGGUAAUCCCUUCGUCAUGUGCGAGAUCUGCAGCAGUCCCGAGUGCCAAUGCCAAGCACCGUAUAAGCUGCUCGGUAACAGCUGCGUGUUGGCUGGUUGCUCCAGUGGACAGCCAUGCCCCAGCGGUGCGGAGUGCAUUUCUAUAGCGGGUGGUGUUAGCUACUGCGCCUGCCCCAAGGGCUACCAAACCCAGCCGGAUGGAAGCUGCAUAGAUGUCAAUGAGUGCGAGGAACGUGGUGCUCAGCUAUGCGCCUAUGGCGCUCAAUGCGUCAACCAACAGGGCGGCUACAGCUGUCACUGCCCCGAGGGCUACCAAGGAGAUGCGUACAAUGGACUCUGCGCGCCGGCACAGCGAAAGUGUGCUGCUGACAAGGAGUGCGCCAGCAAUGAGAAAUGUAUACAGCCAGGCGAAUGUGUUUGCCCACCGCCCUACUUUCUGGAUCCACAGGAUAACAACAAAUGUAAGAGUCCCUGUGAGCGGUUCGCCUGUGGCAUCAAUGCCAAGUGCACGCCCUCCGAUCCACCGCAGUGCAUGUGCGAAGCGGGAUUCAAAGGUGACCCGCUCCUCGGAUGCACCGAUGAAGAUGAGUGCGCCCACUUGCCCUGCGCCUAUGGUGCCUACUGUGUCAACAAAAAGGGCGGCUACCAGUGCGUCUGCCCCAAGGGAUUCACCGGUGAUCCCUACAAGAGUGGUUGCAUACUGGAGAACGGCGUGCCAAAGAGCACCUGCCUCAACAACGAAGACUGCGCUAGCAAUCUAGCCUGUCUGGAUGGCAGCUGCCUCAGCCCCUGCGCCAGUCUGCUAUGUGGCUCCAACGCCUAUUGCGAGACGGAACAGCAUGCAGGCUGGUGCCGGUGUCGUGUAGGUUUCGUCAAGAAUGCCGAUGGCGAUUGUGUAUCGCAGUGCCAGGAUAUCAUCUGCGGUGAUGGCGCACUCUGCAUACCCACCAGCGAGGGACCCACCUGCAAGUGCCCACAGGGCUACUUAGGCAAUCCCUUCCCGGGCGGAAGCUGCAGCACUGAUCAGUGCACUGCCUCUAGACCCUGCGAUGAGCGUCAGAUCUGCAUUAAUGGACGCUGUAAGGAACGCUGCGAGGGCGUUGUCUGUGGCAUUGGCGCCACCUGCGAUAAGAACAACGGUAAAUGUGUCUGUGAGCCUAACUUUGUGGGCAAUCCUGAUCUGCUAUGCAUGCCACCCAUCGAACAAGCCAAAUGCUCGCCAAGCUGCGGCGAAAAUGCGCAUUGCGAGUAUGGACUAGGCCAGAGCCGUUGCGCCUGUAACCCAGGCACCUUUGGUAAUCCCUACGAGGGAUGCGGCGCCCAGAAAAAGAAUGUCUGCCAACCAAACAGCUGCGGACCGAAUGCCGAGUGCCGUGGUGCGGAUAAUCAGAUUACCUGCAUAUGUCCACAAGGAUUUAACGGCAACCCCUAUGUGGGAUGCCAGGAUGUGGACGAGUGCGUCAACAAGCCGUGCGGUCUAAACGCUGCCUGCCUUAACACAGCGGGUAGCUUUGAGUGUCUCUGUCUAUCCGGCCAUGCCGGCAAUCCAUACAGCAGCUGCCAGCCUAUUGAGAGCAAAUUCUGUCAGGAUGCCAGCCAGUGUCAGUGCAGCGAGCGCGUAGAAUGCCCCGAUGGCUACAGCUGUCAAGGUGGCCAGUGCAAGAAUCUAUGCUCCAACACAGCGUGUGGGCCGCGUGCUAUUUGCGAUGCGGGCAAAUGUUUGUGCCCGCUGGGCUAUGUGGGAGAUCCGCUUGAUCUGAGCCAAGGCUGCAGUAUACGCGGUCAGUGCGGCAACGAUGCGGACUGCCGCCACACGGAGAUCUGCUUCCAGCUGGGUAAGGGCUUGCGCAAGUGCGUGGAUGCCUGUUCCAAGAUUCAAUGCGGUCCCAAUGCGCUAUGUGUGGCUGAUGAUCAUCGUUCCUCGUGCAUUUGCGCCGACGGAUACUUUGGAAAUCCGAGCAAUUUACAAGUAGGCUGCCAGCCGGAACGCAAGGUUCCCGAUCUUGAAAAUACAUGUAAGACGGACAAGGAUUGCAAACGUGGUUUUGGCUGUCAAACCGACGCACUAGGCAGUCGCGAAUGCAUUAAUUUGUGCUCCAACGUUGUCUGUGGUCCCAACGAGCUUUGCAAGAUCAAUCCAGCCGGACACGCCAUUUGCAACUGUGCGGAUAGCUUCGUAUGGAAUCCAGUUGUCUCCUCAUGCGAGAAGCCUUCGCUACCCGACUGCACCAGUGAUGAGAACUGCCCGGAUGGCUCCGCUUGCCGCCCUGACGUACUAGGUGUGCUAAAGUGUGUUGCCAUCUGCGAUGCCUUCACUUGUCCGGCCAACUCAAUUUGCGUUGCCCGCCAUCAUCAAGGACGCUGUGAUUGCCUAAGCGGAUUUGUGGGAAAUCCCAACGAUCGCAAUGGCUGCCAGUUGGAGCGCAAGCAUCAGUGCCGUAGUAAUGCUGAAUGUCCCGAAUCGGAAGCGUGCAUUAAGGACGAGUCCACGCAGUCGUUGAGCUGCCGUUCCGCUUGUGACAGCGUCAAAUGUGGACCACGUGCCGUUUGCAUCACGAACAAUCAUCAGGCUCAGUGCCAGUGUCCACCAGGCCCCUACGCAGGUGAUCCGUACGAUCCCUUUAACGGCUGCCAGAGCGUGCCCUGCGUCUACAACCAUGAUUGUCCAACUAAUCAAAUGUGCAACCGCAUGACGCACACCUGUUACGAUGUGUGCGAUGAGGAAUCCUGUGGUGAAAAUGCUAUUUGCCUGGCCGAAGAUCAUCGCGCCGUCUGCCAGUGCCCACCCGGCUACCGUGGAAACCCACUGCCUGAGGUGUCUUGCGUUAAGCAAAAUGGCUGUGCGCCUGGAAGCUGCCAUCCCACGGCAAUCUGUGAGGUCACGCCCGACGGCGCCAGCUGUAAGUGUCCACCCCUAUUUGUGGGCGAGCCUGAACCCAAUACGAGAGGCUGCCGUCCAGAUGGACAGUGCCCCAAUGGCGAUGCUGACUGCCCGGUAAAUACCAUCUGCGCUGGAGGGCGCUGCCUAAAUCCCUGCGAUAAUGCCUGUGGAGCCAAUGCGGACUGCAAGGUGGUCAAUCGGAAAGCGGUUUGCAGCUGUCCGCUGCGAUUCCAGCCAAUCUCCGACUCUGCAAAGAACGGCUGCGCACGUAGUGCGUCCAAGUGUCUCACAGACGUCGAUUGUGGAGGAGAGCUGUGCUACAAUGGCCAGUGCCGCGUGGCAUGCCGCAACACACAGGACUGCUCUGAUGGUGAGAGCUGCUUUGGGAAUGUUUGCGUUGUCGCCUGCCUGGAUCACAGCCAGUGCGCCAAGGGCUUGGCCUGUAUGGAGGGUCACUGCGCUAUCGGCUGUCGCAGCAACAAGGAGUGCAAGCAGGAGCAGUCGUGCAUUGGCAACAAGUGCAUGGAUCCUUGUCAAUCAAGCACCAGCUGCGGACCCAAUGCGCUCUGUAGCAUUGCCCAGCAUCGCAGUCAAUGCACCUGCCCGGAUGGCUUUGAGGGCAACCCAACACCCGAACAGGGUUGCGUGCGGGUGCCCUCUCCGUGUCUCGCCAGUAACCAGUGCCCGAGCGGUCAUAUGUGCAUUGGCAAUCAGUGUAAUCUGCCCUGCACCAAGACCUCCGCCUGCGCCGUGGGAGAACGAUGCUACCAGCAGGUCUGCAGAAAGGUCUGCUACACUAGCAACAAUUGUCUGGCGGGCGAGAUCUGCAACAGCGAUCGCACCUGCCAGCCUGGCUGCGAAUCGGAUGCGGAUUGUCCACCUACCGAGCUAUGUUUAAGUGGAAAGUGCAAAUGCGCCAAUGGAUUUAUUGGCACACCCUUUGGAUGCUCGGAUAUUGAUGAGUGCACGGAGCAGCCAUGCCAUGCCACCGCGAAAUGUGAAAAUGUGCCUGGCUCUUAUCGUUGCGUCUGUCCGGAGGGCACCGUUGGAGAUGGUUACACACAACAGGGUUGCACAAAGCCAAGAGAGUGCAACAAGCCUGACGAUUGUGCCAAUAGCUUGUCCUGUAUUCAUGGCAAGUGCACGGAUCCUUGUUUGCACACGGUAUGUGGAGCCAAUGCCCAAUGCCAGGCGGAAGCCCAUGAGUCAGUGUGCACCUGUCCUGCUGGCUAUCUGGGCGAUCCCAAUGACACCGGUGUCGGUUGUUUUAAAGUAGAGUGCAUUGAUCAUGUGGAUUGCGCAAGUGAUCGCGCCUGUGAUGCGGAGACUAAUCGAUGCAUCAAACCAUGUGACCUAAUCAGCUGCGGUAAGGGCAGCUGCCAGGUGUCAGAUCACAAAGCCGUAUGUGAAUGUAACGAAGGCUACCAGCUUAUCAAUGGAGCUUGUGAGGAUAUCAACGAGUGCCUACACCAGCCUUGUCAUAGCACAGCUUUCUGCGACAAUCUGCCCGGCAGCUACAACUGUAAGUGCCCCGAGGGACUAAUUGGUGAUCCUCUGCAGGCGGGCUGUCGCGAUCCCAGCGAAUGCCUCAGCGAUGCUGACUGCCCGACCACGGCCAGCUGCCAGAACUCCCGAUGCCGUAGUCCUUGUGAGCGCCAAAACGCUUGUGGGCUAAAUGCAAACUGCUUAGCCCAGUCCCACAAUGCCAUUUGCAGCUGUCCCGCCAACUCGCGUGGUGAUCCGCAAGUAGAAUGCGUGCACAUCGAGUGCGCUGACAAUGGCGACUGUGGCGCUGAUAAGGCCUGCCUAGAUGCCAAGUGUAUUGAUCCCUGUUCGCUCCCGAAUGCCUGUGGUGCACUGGCUCGAUGUUCGGUGCAGAAUCAUAUUGGAGUCUGUGCGUGCGAAUCGGGCAGUACUGGAGAUGCGAAACAAGGCUGUGUGCCGCUUCAAUACUGCCAACAAGACACUCAGUGUCCACAGGGCAGCAUCUGUGCGCACGGAAUCUGCAGUCCUUUAUGCAGCAGUAAUCGCGAUUGUAUUUCGGAACAGCUAUGUCUGCAGGGCGUCUGCAAGAGCACCUGCAAGACGAACACCACCUGUCCACAGUUCCAGUUCUGCCAAAACAACAUUUGCGUCAAAGAAAUGGAGUGCAGUGUUAAUAGCGACUGCGGCGAGGAUGAAACUUGCCUUGUCGAUGCCUUUGGACGUGCUCGAUGUGAAUCUGUCUGCCUUGGACGCUCUGCCUGUGGACGCAACGCGGAAUGCAUUGCGCGCUCCCAUGAGCCCGACUGCAUAUGCAAGGAGGGUUUCUUUGGGGAUGCCCGCUCAGGCUGCCGCAAGAUCGAGUGCAGCACCGAUGCUGACUGCUCCAACGAUAAAAGCUGCGACAAUCACAUGUGCAAGAUCGCCUGCUUGAUUGGGCAGCCGUGCGGCGAGAAUGCACUUUGCACUACCGAGAAUCAUCAUCAGGUGUGCCACUGUCAGCCCGGCUUCAGUGGUGAUCCGCGCAUCCGUUGUGAUGUCAUUGACUUUUGUAAGGACGCACCGUGCGGACCCGGCGCCCGUUGUCGUAAUUCGCGUGGUUCCUACAAAUGCACCUGUCCACCUGGUCUCGUCGGCGAUCCCUACAACGAGGGUUGCCGCAGCUCCGUCGAGUGCGAGACGCACGACGAUUGUCCCCCGCAUGCCGCAUGCACCAAGACUAACGGAGUACCCAAAUGCCAGGAUGUGUGCGCUCAGCUGCAGUGUGGCCCCAAUGCGGAAUGUGUUCCGAAAGGUCAUGUGGCGCACUGUGCAUGCCGCAAUGGCUACGACGGCCAACCCGCUGACCGGCUGGCCGGUUGCAAGCCAUUGCCAAUGCCCUGCCAAAUCACUAGCGAUUGCCCCACCAACACAUACUGCUCAGAUAGCGUCUGUAAACCUGCCUGUUUGCUUGACACCGAGUGUGCUUCAUCGGAAGUGUGUCAGGGCGGUCAAUGCUUCGACCCCUGUCAGCAACCGCAGGCAUGUGGCCAGAAUGCCGAAUGCCUGAUGCUGAGCCAUGUGAAACAGUGCCAUUGCCCGGAGGGCUUUACUGGCGACGCAGCCAAGGAGUGCGUGCGUGUGCCGGUGGCCUGCGAUGGUGACUGUGCGCUUGGUUACACCUGCCGCGACUCCAUGUGCCUGCCCAUCUGUCACAAUGAUCUGGAGUGCGCCUCCAAUGAAAAGUGCCUGCGUGGCAACUGCAUGCUAACCUGCCGUGUCGACAACGACUGCUUCCUGGGCCAUGUGUGUCUGCAUAACAAGUGCGUCUAUGGCUGCCAUGUGGAUGACGAUUGCAGCGCUUCCGAGUCCUGUCGCAACGAUAAGUGCGUUAAUCCCUGCGUUGAGAAUCCUUGCGGACCCAACGCCGUAUGCUCGGUGUCAAAUCAUCGCGCCAGCUGCAGCUGUCUGGACAAUAUGGUGCCCAACCCCACACCCCAGGUGGGUUGUGUGCGAACGCCUCCUCUGGAGUGCCAUGAGAACCGCGACUGUAACAAUGGCCUGGCAUGUUUUGAGUCCGUCUGUCGUCCACUGUGUGCCGACGAUGCCGGCUGCCUGACCAAUGAGCGUUGCCAACAGGGUGUCUGCAAGCCGCUCUGCCGCCAUGAUAACGAGUGUGCCAAUGGAGAGCUGUGUCUGGGUCUUAACUGCGUCACGGGCUGCCGCUCCGACCAAGGCUGCCCCAAUCAUUUGGCCUGCAUUGGCCAGCAAUGCGUAGAUCCCUGCUCGGAGCCCACUGCCUGCGGCACCAAUGCACUUUGCCAGGCCAUCGACCAUCAAAAGCAAUGUAGCUGCCCCGAGGGACUCAGUGGCAAUGCCAACGUGGCAUGCAAGGCACCACGUACUGCCUGUGGUCGCAAUGAGGACUGCGAUUCAAAUCAGCUUUGCUAUGCGGGCAGCUGCCAGGGAAAAUGCCGUAACGAUCAGAACUGCCUCUCGGAUGAACGCUGUAUGCGCGGCACAUGUCGCACCGUGUGUAACACGGAUAGCGCCUGUGCUCAAGGUCAGAUCUGCGAGAAUCGCGUAUGCCAAACGGGAUGCCGCAACGAUCUCAGCUGCGCCAGCGAAGAGGCUUGCGUUAAUAAGAAGUGCCAAAAUCCCUGCCAAGCACCCGGCCAGUGCGGGCAAUGCGCUGAAUGCCUUGUCAUCAAUCACGGCGUCCAGUGCCAGUGUCCAGCUUCAUUUAUUGGCGAUGGCCUAACCGGCUGUCAGCUACCGCCCGAGCGUUGUCAUCCAGGUUGCGAAUGUGACGAAAGCGGGGCCUAUUGCGCCGCAAAAUGCAGCCGCACUGAGGACUGCGACUGUGGACAGCAGUGCGCACGUGGCAAGUGCCGCAACAAGUGCGGCGCGAAGCGUCAGUGUCCACUGGGACAGCUGUGCGAACGCGGUGCCUGCAUUGCCGGCUGCAAAUCGAAUGGAGACUGCGCUGCUGACCAGAGCUGCCUUAAUGGCAAAUGCGUUGAUCCCUGUGCCGAUGACAGAGCCUGUGGUCGCAAUGCGCUGUGCACAGUGUCGGAGCAUCGUAUGCUAUGCUACUGCCCUGACGGGUAUGAGGGCGAACCAAGCAAGGAGUGUGUACAGUUUGAGUGUCGACAGGAUAACGACUGCGAGUCGAGUAAACGCUGCGAUCAGGGCAAGUGUCGCAAUCCCUGCCUCGAGUUUGGAGCCUGUGGCACCAAUGCGCAAUGUCGUGUGGUCAAUCGUAAGGCCCAAUGCUCAUGCCCACCGGACUUCUUUGGCAAUCCCGCCAGCGAAUGUCAGCCACUAGAUGGCGGCUGCUCGAACAAUCCCUGCGGCGUGAAUUCCAAGUGCAUUGAGCUACCCGGAGGCUACGAAUGUGCCUGCAUGGAUGGCUGCAUGGGCGAUGCCCACAAGGGUUGUCUAUGCGAAGGUACUUUGGUUAAUGCUUGUCAUGAACAACCCUGCGGUCUAAAUGCCGCCUGCCGUGUGCUGAGCAACGAUCAGGCCGAAUGUUACUGCCCCGAGGACUUCCCCAACGGCGAUGCCUAUGUGCACUGCCAUUUGACCCCACCGAAAGAGGACUGCCGCACGCGAGGCUGUGAUAUUGGAGACUGUGUGCGCCAAGGCUAUGAUUAUGUUUGCCAGCAGGAAAUCGGUUGCGCCUCCAGCGACGAAUGCCCAACACAACAAGCAUGCGUGAAUGCACUUUGCGUCGAUCCCUGCGCCUAUGAGAAUCCAUGCGGUCGCAGUGAUGAUUGUCGCGUUGUUGCUCAUCAACCAGUUUGUGCCAACGCAACAGGUCGCACUCCUGGCUGUGAGCACUGCCCACCAGGCGCAAAGUGUGAUCCCACAACUGGUGCUUGUAUUAAAGUGGAAUGUACGGACAACUCAAAUUGCGGAAUUACGGAAGCCUGCAUCAAUGAGCGUUGCCAGCACCCUUGCGACGUGCAUGAUCCAUGUGCCCAGAACGCGGUUUGUAUCAAUGCCAAUCAUGCAGCUGAUUGCAGUUGCCUGGACGGCUAUCAGGGCAACGGUUUUGUCGGUUGCCAGCCAGCACGCACCCACGUCUGUCAAUACAACGAGGAUUGUCCACCCAAUAAGCUAUGCGAUCGCCUUAAUCGACGCUGUAUUAAUCCUUGCCAAGAGGAUUCGUGCGGCGAAAACGCCGAGUGUGUUCCGGUUAAUCAUGGCAUCGAUUGUCGCUGCUUGCCCGGAUACCUAGGCAAUGCGUAUGUUCUAUGCCAGCAGUCCCAGGGUUGUCGCUCUAAUUCCGAGUGUGAUGUCAGCCAGGCAUGCAUUAAUGGCAAGUGUAUAUCGCCUUGUCAGUGUGGUGCCUAUGCCCUGUGUGAUGUCAUCAAUCAUCGUGGCGUUUGCAAGUGCCCACCUGGAUACAAUGGUAAUCCAGAGGUGGGUUGCAGUCCACCGCAGAAUCCAUGCGAUCCCAACCCAUGCGGUCUGAAUGCGCAGUGUGAGUUGGACAACGGAAAUCCCAUAUGCUUCUGCCCCAAAGGACUAACGGGUAACCCGUUCAAAAAUUGCAUUCCUGAGGGCGAUGAAUGCACACCGAAUCCUUGUGGUCCCAACUCUGGCUGUCGUCGCGUCAACGGUGCUCCCGUUUGCUUCUGUUUGCCAGAAUAUGAAGGACAACCUCCACUCAUAGCUUGUGAGUUGCCCUCAAAUCCAUGCGACCCCUCGCCGUGCGGGCCCAACACGCAGUGUGCAGUACUGAGCAAUGGAUUCUCCAAAUGCACCUGCCUCCCAGGCUAUGUGGAGAGUCCCAACACCAUACGCGGCUGCGUGGAGCCAAUCAAUCCCUGUGAGCCUAAUCCUUGUGGCACAGGUGCCAUCUGCGACUCAUCGCGCCAGCCUGUCUGCUACUGUCCGGACAACAAGAUUGGAAAUCCGUUCAGAAUUUGCGAGAAGCCAGCGGUCUCUGUUGAGCUGUGUCAGCCCGGUCCAUGUGGUCGCAAUGCUGACUGCUAUGUGGCCGGAAAUCGCGAGGAAUGCUUCUGCCGUUCGGGCUACGUUGGAGAUGCUUACCUGGGCUGUAUGGAACCAAGUCGCACUGUGUGUGAUCCGAAUCCCUGCGGGCCGAAUGCCAACUGCGUUGUUGCUGGUGAUGGUCAAACAGCUUGUGUGUGCCCCGAAGGUUUGUCUGGCGAUCCAACAUCCGUCGCCGGCUGCCAUGGCUACGAAUGUCAAGUGGAUGCCGACUGUCCUCAGAACAAGGCCUGUAUGGGCUUCCGUUGCUACGAUCCGUGCCCUGGUGCCUGCGGUCAAGGGGCCAAUUGCCGCGUGGAACAGCAUCAUCCCGUUUGUUCUUGCAAUGCUGGCUUAACCGGCAAUCCUGGUGUGCGCUGCUUUGCCUUGGAUUUACCAAAGGCCAGCCCCUGUGUGCCUAGUCCAUGUGGUUUGAACAGCGAGUGCAAAUUGCUAAAUAACCGCGCUGUCUGCUCAUGCCUAGCUGGAUAUCUCGGCGAUCCUCAGACCGGCUGUCAGCCGGAAUGCGAUAUUAACUCGGACUGCGGAGAGUUUCAAUCCUGCAUAAAUCACAAGUGCUUAGAUCCUUGUGCUGGCACCAUCUGCGGUAUUAAUGCUAUUUGCAAAGUGCGUCAGCAUACACCUGUUUGCCAUUGUCUUGAUGGCUUCGCUGGAGAUGCCUUCCUGCAGUGUGUACCUGUUGGUAUUUUGAAGAACAUCUCACGUGAUCCUUGUGCACCCUCGCCUUGUGGACCAAAUGAUGUGUGCUCCGUGUUUGGCGAUGGUGUAGCACUAUGUGAUCCCUGCUUUGGACCCAAUGCCCAGCAGAAUCCCCGCUGUAGACCAGAAUGUAUUGCAAACUCAGACUGUCCCUUUGAUCGUGCAUGCUUGGGUCAGCGAUGUUUGGAUCCCUGCCCGGGCUCCUGUGGACGCAACGCUAUUUGCAACGUGUACGAGCAUAACCCAGUAUGUGCUUGCCCUAACGGACUCUAUGGCAAUCCCUACGAACAAUGUGCGCCACCCUCACCAAUUGUACCAACACCUUCGGCUAGUUGUGCUAAGCUGCAGUGUGGUCCCAAUGCCGACUGCAAACGCCAAAGUGGAGGUUUGGCAUGCGUCUGUCGCAAGGGUUACUUUGGGAAUCCCUACUUUGGCUGUCGACCCGAGUGCGUGCUCAACAGUGACUGUUCUGCGGACAAAUCUUGUGUGAACUCCAAGUGUGUGGACGCUUGUGUCGGUGUCUGUGGCGUCAAUGCCGUGUGUCGUGUCGUCAACCAUGCACCAGUUUGUGUGUGCGCCGAUGGUUACAGUGGUGAUGCCUUCGUGGCAUGCAAUCCUUAUUACUUGCCACCGGUGCUACCGCCUACCGAUCGUCGUAAUCCGUGCGAGCCCUCGCCUUGUGGCCCGAACUCGCGUUGCUUGGCUUCAGCUGACGGUUAUGCCGCUUGCUCCUGUCUACCCAAUUUCAAGGGUGCUCCACCAGUUUGCCAGCCAGAGUGCGUGGUCAGCUCAGAGUGUGCGCCCAACCAGGCGUGCAUCAAUCAACGCUGCGCCGAUCCUUGCCCAGGUACUUGCGGCAUUGGUGCGCGGUGUGAAGUUCUGAAUCAUAAUCCGAUUUGCUCGUGUGAGGCACUCUUUGAGGGUGAUCCAUUCGUGUCUUGCUCGCGCGUACCUGAACCGCAACCAGAUGGCAAAUCACCAGCAAAUCCUUGCGUACCAUCGCCGUGCGGUCCCAACUCCAUAUGCCAGAUCAAACAGAACCGACCAGUGUGCUCGUGCGUUGCCAAUUAUAUAGGCAGUCCCCCAUACUGCCGACCCGAGUGCACGCUAAGCAGUGAAUGCCCCACCGAUAAGGCAUGCAUACAGGAAAAAUGUCAGAAUCCAUGCGCUAACACAUGUGGACACAAUGCCCGCUGCACGGUAGUUGCGCACUCAGCUCAUUGCAGCUGCGAUGCAGGAUACGAGGGCGACGCCUUCGUGGGCUGCUCCAAGGUCAUAGAACAGAAACCACACGAUCACAUCAACCCCUGUUAUCCAAAUCCGUGCGCAGAGAAUGCAGUGUGCACACCGCAUAAUGACGCCGCUCGGUGCAGCUGCAUUGAGCCCUACUUUGGGGAUCCAUACAACACCGGCUGUCGACCAGAAUGUAUUUAUAACUCGGAAUGUCCAUCGUCAUUGGCCUGCAUUAAGCAGCACUGUCGAAAUCCUUGCACAGGCGCAUGCGGUCCCAAUGCCGAGUGCGGGGUGAUCAACCAUUUACCCACUUGCAGUUGCACGCGUGGCUUCGAGGGCGACCCCUUCGUAGGCUGCAAACGCACUCCCAUUGGACCCAUCAGCGUGUGUGAGCCCAACCCUUGUGGACCGAAUAGUAUAUGCCGCACAGUUGAGGGUCAUCCAACAUGCAGCUGUCAGGUUGGUUACUUUGGCUCACCACCCACAUGCCGCCCAGAAUGUGUAGUUAGCUCAGAGUGUGCUCAGCAUUUGGCAUGUAUUAAUCAAAAGUGCGCCGAUCCAUGCAGUGGCACAUGCGGCUUCAAUGCCAAAUGUCAAGUGAACAAUCACAAUCCCAUCUGUACUUGCCCAAAUGAAUAUGUAGGAGAUCCAUUCGAACAAUGUGUUCCUAAACCGCCUGAGUCACGACCCGCUGUCAAUCCCUGCCUACCAAAUCCUUGUGGGCCAAAUGCCAUGUGCCGCGAUGUGAACAAUCGUGCAGAGUGCUCUUGCUUGGAGGGCAUGUUCGGUGCACCACCCAACUGCCGACCCGAAUGCGUUAUUAACCAAGACUGCCCCUCGAAUCGCGCCUGCAUACGCCAGCGCUGCGAAGAUCCCUGCAUUGGCACUUGCGGCUUUAAUGCGUUGUGUAAUACACAGCAUCAUCAGCCCAAGUGCAGUUGUCUUGACGGUUACGAAGGCGAUCCGUACACGGGUUGCAACAUGCAUCAAAUUGUGGUGCCCGAUGUACCCACUGAUCCAUGCUAUCCAUCGCCAUGUGGUGCAAAUGCCAUUUGUCGCGAGCGCAACGGUGCUGGCUCAUGCAGAUGCAUUCAAAAUUAUUUUGGUGAUCCAUACAUUAAUUGCCAACCCGAGUGUGUGCAAAACAGCGACUGCCCCGGUAGCAAGGCUUGUAUCAAUAUGAAGUGUCGCGAUCCCUGUGCGAAUGCAUGCGGUUUUAAUGCGGUUUGUCGCGUUACUCAUCAUCAACCCGUUUGCAGUUGUGAGCCAGGUUUCACAGGAAAUCCAUUACGCGCCUGCGUGGAGCGACCCACAAAUAUGUACCUGCCACUGCCCAAAGAUCCAUGCAGACCGUCCCCCUGCGGCCUCUUUAGCACCUGUCAUGUUGUUGGGAGUCGUCCAGUCUGCGCUUGCUUGCCAGAUUAUUUGGGCAAUCCACCCAACUGCAAGCCGGAGUGUUUGACAAGUGCAGAGUGUACCUCAGAUAGGGCCUGCAUUAAUCAGAGAUGCCGCGAUCCCUGCCCCGGCACCUGUGGCUACAAUGCGCGCUGCCGGACAACGAAUCAUUCGCCCAUCUGCAGCUGCUAUGAUGGUUAUACUGGUGAUCCAUUCCAUCAGUGCGUGCCCGAACAAAAGCCAGCACCCAUUCCCGAUCCCAUACAACCGGUUAAUCCCUGCGUGCCUUCGCCCUGCGGCCCUAACUCACAGUGCCAAGUCGCAAGUAGCGGUGCCGUCUGCGCCUGUCUCAACAACUAUAUCGGACGUCCUCCUGCAUGCCGGCCCGAAUGCAGUAUUAAUUCUGAGUGCCCGGCUCGUAUGGCCUGCAUGAAUGCACGCUGCGCCGAUCCAUGUAUUGGCUCCUGUGGCAAUAACGCGAUCUGCCAUGUCAGCUUCCACGCGCCCGUGUGCAUGUGCCAACAAGGCUACACAGGAGAUCCAUUUUCCAGCUGCUACAAAAUCUUAGAAACACCCGUAGAAACCACACAACCCUGUCGACCCAGCCCUUGUGGUCUAAACGCUCUAUGUGAGGAGCGUAAUCAAGCCGCAGCCUGCAAAUGUUUGCCCGAAUACUUUGGCGAUCCUUACGUCGAAUGCCGACCCGAGUGUGUGAUCAACUCGGAUUGCCCCAAAACGCGAGCCUGUGUCAACCAGAAGUGCGUCGAUCCAUGUCCGGGUAUGUGCGGCCAUAGUGCGCUAUGUGCCGUAUUUAAUCACGCGCCCAACUGCGAAUGCCUACCAGGCUAUACAGGAAAUCCCAUAGUGGGCUGUCAUUUAGUACCCGAAUCUCCACGAUAUCCCGAUCCUAUUGUGCCCGAAAAUCCAUGUCAACCCUCACCAUGCGGUUUAUAUAGCAACUGCCGCGCACUCAACGGUCAUGCAGUCUGCUCAUGCAUUCCAAAUUAUGUGGGCGCACCACCUAACUGCCGGCCCGAAUGCAUGAGCAGUUCGGAAUGCAGCCAGGACAAGUCCUGCAUUAACGAGCGCUGCAAAGAUCCUUGCCCUGGCACAUGCGGGAACAAUGCGCUCUGUCGCGUAGUAAAUCACAAUCCCAUUUGCUCCUGCAGCCCCGGCUACAGUGGUGAUCCUUUCGUACGCUGUCUACUCGAAGAAAAACGCCCCAUCAUAAGCAAUCGCGUCGAUCCGUGUGUGCCUUCGCCAUGCGGACCCAACUCGCAGUGUAGGGUGUCGGCGGCUAAUGAGCAGCCCGUCUGCUCAUGCUUGCAACAUUAUGUGGGUAGGGCGCCAAAUUGUCGGCCCGAGUGUACCUCGAACUCCGAGUGUGCUGGGAACUUAGCCUGCAUCAAUCUACGCUGCCAGGACCCCUGCGUGGGCACCUGCGGCAUUCAAACAACCUGCCUUGUAAAUAAUCAUAGACCAAUUUGCCGUUGCCUCGAUGGCUACAUCGGCGAUCCAUUCUCUGAGUGUAGUCCACAAAUUAUUGUACCGCCCGAAAUUGCUGAACCCUGUAAUCCCAGUCCUUGUGGUGUCAAUGCUCUCUGUAAAGAGCGGAACGGCGUCGGCUCCUGCACCUGCCUGCCUGAAUAUAGUGGCGACCCAUACACAGAGUGUCGCCCGGAGUGUGUGCUUAACAGCGACUGUUCCAAAAAUCGAGCCUGCCUUAACAACAAGUGCCGAGAUCCCUGUCCAGGCGUAUGCGGCAUUGCCGCCGAGUGUCACGUCAUCAAUCACUCGCCCAGCUGUAGUUGUCCAUCCGGUUAUACGGGCAAUCCGUCACAGUACUGCCGAGAAAUACCCAAAUUGGCGCCUCCUGUGCAACCAUGUCAACCAUCACCAUGCGGUCCCUAUAGCCAGUGCCGCGAGGUGAAUGGACAUGCAGUCUGCUCGUGCAUUGCUAACUAUAUUGGUGCACCGCCUGCCUGUCGUCCCGAGUGCUCGGUUAGCUCCGAGUGCUCACAAGACAAGGCGUGCAUUAAUCUGCGCUGUGUAGACCCAUGUCCAGGCACUUGCGGUAAUGAAGCCGUUUGUAAGGUGACCAACCACAAUCCUAUUUGCUCCUGCCCAGCUGGCUAUAGUGGCGAUCCGUUUGUGCGUUGCGCACCCUGGCAGCAAGAGCCCGAAGCUCCUAAAUCCAAUGAGAAUCCUUGCGUACCAAGUCCCUGCGGUCCAAACUCGCAAUGUCGCGUGGUUGACGAAACCGGCGUCUGUUCAUGCUUGCCCAACUAUAUUGGACGUGCACCAAAUUGUCGCCCGGAAUGCACACAAAACUCGGAAUGCCCCAGUAAUCUGGCUUGUAUCAACGAGCAUUGCAAGGAUCCAUGUCCCGGCUCGUGCGGCUUUAACGCUUUUUGCAACGUGGUUAAUCACUCACCAGUUUGCACCUGCGAAAGCGGCUACUCGGGCGAUCCAUUUGCUGGGUGCAACCCGCAACCUAUCGCCACGCCUGAAGAACAUUUAACACCCUGCGCACCUACACCUUGCGGUCCGAAUGCGGAGUGUCGAGAGCGCAAUGGGGCUGGCUCCUGUACGUGCCUACCAGAAUAUUUUGGUGAUCCGUACAGUGGCUGCCGUCCGGAGUGCGUAGUGAACAGCGACUGCUCACGUGAAAGAUCUUGCAUCAAUCAGAAAUGCGUGGACCCUUGUCCGGGUGUUUGUGGCUUAAACGCGGAGUGUCGCGUGUCUAAUCACUUGCCCAGCUGCCUCUGCUUAGCUGGUUAUACUGGAAACCCAUCGAGUGCAUGUCGUGAAAUACCAAAACUACCUGAACCACCUGUAAUCAAUGAAAAUCCCUGCGUGCCUUCACCCUGCGGUCCGUACAGUCAAUGUCGCGAAAUAAACAACCAUGCCGUCUGCUCCUGUCAGCCCGGUAUCAUUGGCUCUGCACCCAACUGUAGGCCCGAAUGCAUUGUUAGCUCGGAUUGCGCACAAGAUCUUAACUGUCAAAAUCAGAAGUGCGUCGAUCCCUGCCCCGGCACUUGCGGCAUUGAAGCGCGUUGCCAGGUUAUUAACCACUAUCCUGCAUGUUCCUGUGCACCAGGCUAUACUGGAGAUCCCUUCAAUCGAUGCACUCGCGUUCUAUUGGAACCAACACCCAAAGAAUCUGGUAAUCCCUGUGUGCCCUCACCCUGCGGACCAAACUCCAAAUGCGUCGAUGUGCGCGGUACACCUGCAUGCUCCUGCCUACCCGACUAUCUCGGACGGCCACCCAACUGCCGACCCGAGUGCAUGUCUAGUCCCGAUUGUCCAGCCAACUUGGCCUGCGUUAAUCAGCGCUGUGCUAACCCAUGUAUCGGUGCAUGCGGGAUACACUCACAGUGUACCGUUAUCAAGCAUAAUCCGAACUGCCAAUGCGAGCUUGGUUACACCGGAGAUCCCUUCUCAGGCUGUGCUAUUAUACAACAAAUCACGCCAACGGAAGCUCCUCGUAAUCCAUGUAAUCCGAGCCCAUGUGGUGCCAAUGCUAUCUGUCGUGAACGCACCGGUGCCGGCUCCUGUGCAUGCUUGCCUGAGUACUUUGGUGAUCCGUACAGUGGUUGUCGACCGGAAUGUGUACAAAAUGCCGAUUGCGAUCGAUCACGUGCCUGCAUCAACAACAAAUGCCAGGAUCCCUGCCCCGGUGCCUGUGGCAUCAAUGCUGAAUGUCGCGUAUUAAACCAUGCACCCAAUUGCAUGUGCUUCGAUGGUUACACAGGCGAUCCACAUCGUUCAUGCGCACUUACUGAAGUCGUUACCCGGCGUCCGGAGAAUCCUUGCCAGCCUUCACCAUGUGGACCCAAUAGUCAGUGUCAUGAAACUAACAGCCAUGCGGUGUGCAGCUGCCUGGAAGGUUACAUUGGAGCACCACCCAGCUGUAAACCCGAAUGUGUGGUCAGCUCUGAGUGCGCACAAAAUCGUGCCUGUAUCAAUCAGAAAUGCGCCGAUCCCUGUCGCGGCGCUUGCGGAGAUAAUGCCAAAUGCCAAGUGGUUAACCACAACCCCAUCUGCAGCUGCGUGCCAGGCAUGACCGGUGACCCAAUCUCGGGAUGUGUAACUGAUGUGGGAAAAAGUACCGAGAAUCCAUGUGUACCCUCACCUUGUGGUCCGAACUCAAUUUGCCGUGAGAUUGGACAGCAGGCAGCCUGCUCCUGCCAGGCGAACUAUAUUGGACGUCCGCCCAGCUGUCGACCAGAGUGCACUAACAACGAUGAAUGUCAAAAUCAUCUGUCCUGCCAACAGGAACGUUGCAUUGAUCCUUGUCCCGGCUCAUGCGGCAGCAACGCCGUCUGUCAGGUUGUCCAACACAAUGCGGUUUGCUCCUGCGCCGAUGGCUACGAGGGUGAUCCUCUUUUUGGUUGUCAGCUCAUUGCUCCAGUACUGCCUACUCAACUACCCACAUCACCCUGCGAGCCCUCGCCCUGUGGUCCACACGCAGAGUGCCGAGAACGCAAUGGUGCCGGCGCGUGCUAUUGUCACGAUGGCUUUGAGGGCAAUCCCUACGAUGCUCAGCGAGGAUGCCGUCGCGAAUGCGAAACCAACGAUGACUGUAGUCUAGCACAGGCAUGCGUGCGCUUUAAAUGCAUUGAUCCGUGCGCUAACAUGUGCGGAGAGUAUGCCAUAUGUACCGUAGAUAACCAUGUGCCCACCUGCAAUUGCCCGGCGGGCUAUAGCGGUGAUCCGUUCUUUAGCUGUCGACAAGUACCGGUUACACCUCCGCCGCCAGUAAAUCCCUGCGUGCCAUCGCCAUGCGGUCCGAACAGCAAUUGCCGCAGUAUCAACAACCAAGCGGUGUGCUCUUGCCAAUCAGGCUUUAUCAGCCAACCACCAAACUGCCGACCCGAGUGCGUUGUCAGCGCAGAAUGCGCCUCAGAGCGUGCCUGUGUAAACAAUAAAUGCGUAGACCCCUGCCUCCACACGUGCGGAAUACGUGCCAUCUGCAGCACGAAGAACCACAGCCCUAUUUGCACAUGUCCACGCGGUAUGACUGGUGAUCCCUUCGUGCAAUGUUCCAAAAUACCGAUUACGCACGAUGUGACCACACCUGAACCGCCUGCACCUUCCUGUGUGCCCUCACCUUGCGGCCCAAACUCUAAGUGCCAAGUUGUUGGCGGUAGUCCGGCCUGCUCUUGCCUACCAGACUUUAUUGGCGCUCCACCGCGUUGUCGACCUGAGUGUGUGCUGAACUCGGAAUGUGGAUCCACUGAGGCGUGCAUCAAUCAGAAGUGUCGCGACCCUUGCCCAGGCUCCUGCGGAUUUGAGGCCAAAUGUCAUGUACUUAAUCAUCUACCAAUUUGUAACUGCAUCGACGGCUUCACUGGUGAUCCGUUUGUACGCUGCAGCAAACUGCCAGAAGUAAAGGUUGUACCGCGACCCGAUGAUCCAUGCAGUCCCAACCCCUGUGGACCGAAUGCCGACUGCUUUGGCGGUGAGUGUCGCUGUCAGAAUAAUUAUCAGGGUAAUCCCUACGAGGGUUGUCGCCCCGAAUGCACACUGUCUUCGGAUUGUUCCCGGGAUAAGGCUUGCAUGCGCAACAAAUGCGUGGAUCCCUGCCCAGGAACCUGCGGAAAUAAUGCUGUCUGCGAGGUUAUGAAUCACAUACCCGUCUGCUCAUGCCAACAAGGCUAUGAGGGUGAUCCGUUCACCAACUGCCGUCCAAAAACUAUUGAAACUACGCCGGAGAUCAAAGCCUGCUCGCCCUCACCCUGUGGUGCUAAUAGUCAGUGUCGCGAUGUUAAUGGACAUGCGGUCUGCUCAUGCCUGGAAGGCUUCAUUGGAGCACCACCUCAAUGCCGACCUGAAUGCGUCGUGUCUAGUGAGUGCUCAGCAGUGCAAGCGUGUGUCAACCGGAAGUGCGUGGAUCCCUGCGCUGGAGCAUGUGGCAUUGAAGCACGCUGUGAGGUUAUUAAUCACAGUCCUAUAUGUGGCUGUCCACCAGGCACUACUGGUGAUCCAUUUAAGGGCUGCACUGAAAUACCCACACAAAAGGACGUAGAUCAAGAGCAACCUCCAAGUGAUCCAUGCGUGCCAUCCCCCUGCGGACCCAACUCAAUAUGUAAAGCCGAUGAUAAGGGACCUGUAUGCCAAUGUCUUCCCGAGUAUUUUGGAUCACCACCCAACUGCCGUGUAGAAUGCAUCAUCAAUCCAGAUUGCCCCUCCACACAGGCCUGCAUAAACAACAAGUGUCGCGAUCCCUGUCCAGGCUCCUGUGGCACUAAUUCCGAGUGCCGCGUUAUCGGCCACUCCGUUUCCUGCUCAUGCCCGCCUGGUUAUGCCGGCAAUGCUUUUGUACAGUGCGUGUUGCAGCGUGAGGAGCAGCCGAAACCAUGUGAGCCUUCACCAUGUGGUGCAAAUGCCGAAUGCAUCGAGCGCAAUGGCGCCGCAGCCUGCAAGUGUAUUGACGAGUAUCAGGGCAAUCCCUAUGAUGGCUGUCGACCAGAGUGCGUGCUUAGCUCAGACUGUCCCACGGACAAGGCUUGUAUAAGGAAUAAAUGUCAAGAUCCCUGCCCCGGCAUUUGCGGAUCAAACGCUCAAUGCUAUGCGCUCAACCAUGUGCCAAAUUGCGUUUGCAACGAUGGAUACACUGGCGAUCCGUUCUCCAAUUGUCGACGCGUCGAACCAACAAUACCAGCACCAGUUGGUGACCCGUGCAGCCCUUCGCCAUGCGGCGCUAACAGCAAGUGCCGUUUGUCCAAUGGAUUGGCCGUAUGCUCCUGCUUGGAGACAUUCAUUGGCGCACCGCCCAAUUGUAAACCAGAGUGUACAGUAAAUGCCGAGUGUCCACAGAAUAAGGCGUGCCAUAAGUUCCGCUGCGCCAAUCCGUGCGCCGGCACUUGCGGCAUCAAUGCCAAGUGUGAGGUGAUCAACCAUAAUCCCAUCUGCAGCUGUCCGCAAGACAUGACUGGUGAUCCGUUCGCUCGCUGUUAUCCAGCACCUGAAGUUGCCGAGCCCAAGGACACCCCCAAGGAAAAGAAUCCAUGCCAGCCCUCACCCUGCGGCCUCUAUUCCGAAUGCCGUGCGCGAGGCGACCAGGCAUCCUGCUCCUGUCUGCCAAACUACAUUGGAGCACCUCCCAACUGCCGGCCAGAGUGCAUUGUGAAUACAGAUUGCGCCUCAGAUCGUACCUGCAUUGCAGAAAAGUGCCGCAAUCCAUGUGAGGGCUCCUGCGGUAUCAACUCUGAGUGUCGGAUACAAAAUCAUCUGGCUAUAUGCACGUGCCGCGAUGGCUUUACUGGCGACCCGUUUGUGCAAUGUGUUGAGGUUAUUGAAAAAACAACACAGCCACAAGUACCAUCACAGGAUCCAUGUGACCUGCAGCCAUGCGGUGCCAACGCCGAAUGCCGCAACGGCAUUUGCAGCUGCCUGCCUGAAUACCAGGGUGAUCCAUAUAGCGGCUGUCGUCCAGAAUGCACACUCAGUACCGAUUGCUCACCAAACAAAGCUUGCCUGAACAGAAAAUGCGUUGAUCCAUGCCCCGGCACCUGUGGCCAGAACUCACAAUGUGAUGUCUCAAAUCACAUACCUAUAUGUAGCUGUUUGCAAGGGUACACGGGCGAUCCAUUUGUCCACUGUCGCCAAGAGACUCCUGUGGCCAAGGAUCCAUGCCAACCAAAUCCGUGCGGACCCAAUAGCUUAUGCCAUGUCUCUGCCCAGGGUGCUGUCUGUGCCUGCCAGCCGGGCAUGUUGGGCUCACCACCAGCGUGCAAGCCCGAGUGCAUUGUUAGCUCAGAGUGUUCGCUGCAAACAGCUUGCAUACAGAAGAAGUGCGUUGAUCCCUGUCCUGGAGCUUGCGGCCAGUUUGCGCGCUGCCAAGUGAUUAAUCAUAAUCCGUCUUGCUCUUGCAAUACGGGCUAUACGGGUGAUCCAUUCACUCGCUGCUACCAGGAAGAACGCAAACCCACGCCAGUGAGUCCGAGCAAUCCUUGCGUACCAUCACCAUGUGGACCGAAUUCGGAGUGCAAGGAGUUGAAUGGAAAUCCAGCUUGCUCGUGCGCAGCUACAUUUAUUGGCACUCCGCCAAACUGCCGACCGGAGUGCACCAUCAAUCCAGAAUGUUCACCCACUAAAGCAUGCAUACGGCAGAAGUGUGCCGACCCUUGUGUGGGCGCCUGCGGAUUAAAUGCCCGCUGCAACGUGGCCAAUCAUCAAACCAUUUGCACAUGCGAUGUAGGCUACACUGGAGAUCCUUUCACGGGCUGCCAACCGGAACAAGAACGGAUAGUCAAUGAACAGGUCACACCCUGCGAACCAAAUCCUUGUGGAUCGAACGCCGUCUGUCGUGAGCGCAAUGGAAUUGGCUCUUGUCAGUGCCUUCCCGAUUACUUUGGCGAUCCCUAUCAGUCCUGUCGACCUGAAUGCGUACGUAAUUCCGACUGUCCAUCGAAUAAGGCGUGUCAACAACAGAAGUGUCGCGAUCCCUGCCCUGGCACUUGUGGCACAAAUGCCGACUGCCGGGUAACGAACCACCUUCCUACGUGCACAUGUCGCAGCGGUUACACUGGUGAUCCGUAUCGUUACUGCCAUGUGGAACCAGUUCAACCUAUACGUCUGGCCGAACCCACUCAACCCUGUCGUCCCUCACCAUGUGGUCCCAACUCCCAGUGCCGCGAGCUAAAUGGCCAAGCGGUUUGCUCCUGUCUUGAGCUCUACAUCGGUUUGCCACCGAACUGUCGACCCGAGUGUGUGUUGAGCACUGAGUGCCCCACCGAAAAAGCAUGCGUUAGUCAACGCUGUCAGGAUCCUUGUCCGGGCACAUGCGGCAUCAAUGCCGAAUGCCGCGUUCAUAAUCACAGUCCUCUUUGUCAGUGUCGUCGCGGUUUCACGGGCGAUCCUUUUACACGUUGUUAUACCCUGCCACCACCCACCCCGGCCAUUGACCGCGUUGAACGUGAUCCUUGUGUGCCGACGCCCUGUGGCCUUAAUAGCCAAUGCCGCAAUGUACAAGGCGUUCCAUCCUGCACAUGUCUACUAGAAUACAUUGGCACACCGCCAAACUGUCGACCAGAAUGUACUAUUAGUGCAGAGUGCGCCUCGAACAUGGCGUGUAUACGCGAAAAGUGUAUAGAUCCCUGCCCUGGGUCUUGCGGCUUUGGAGCGGAUUGCAGUGUCAUCAGCCAUACACCGAUAUGUACUUGUCCUUUAGGUUAUACAGGUGAUCCGUUUAGCAGUUGUCGUCUGGCACCACCAGAACCCGUGAUAAACGAAUAUGUUGACCGUUGUCAACCUUCACCGUGUGGUCCAAAUGCCCAGUGUAACGACGGUAUCUGUAAUUGUUUGCCCGAGUUCCAUGGUGAUCCGUAUACCGGUUGCCGUCCGGAAUGUGUGCUUAACUCUGAUUGUCCGCGCGAUAAGGCCUGUCUGCGCAACAAAUGCUCUAAUCCAUGCCCGGGCACUUGCGGCGAGAAUGCCAUUUGCGAUGUCAUUAAUCACAUACCCAUGUGCAGGUGCCCCGAUGGUACAACUGGCAGCGCCUUUAUACGUUGCACGCCCGUUCCGAAAAAUGUUAUCACCACCAAUCCUUGCCAGCCGUCGCCCUGUGGUCCAAACUCUCAGUGCCGCGAAGUCAACCAGCAAGCUGUGUGCUCCUGUUUGCCAAGCUACAUUGGUGCCCCACCCACCUGUAGGCCCGAAUGUACCUCUAAUGCCGAAUGCGCGCCUACCCAAGCGUGUCUCAAUCAGCUUUGUGGAGACCCAUGUCCUGGUACUUGCGGGGUGGGCGCCAACUGUGCUGUUGUCAAUCACAGUCCCUUCUGCACUUGUCCUACCCGCUUCACUGGCAAUCCCUUCAUACGUUGUCAACCCCAAAUUGAACCUGUACGUGACAUUCAGCCAACUGAUCCAUGCCGGCCAUCACCCUGUGGCCCCUACGCUCAAUGUCGUACCAUUGGCGACGCGCCCGCUUGUUCCUGUCUCGAAACCUAUAUAGGACGUCCACCGAACUGCCGACCAGAGUGCGUCACCAGCUCAGACUGCAGCAGUCAACUGGCCUGCAUAAGCCAGAAGUGUGCAGAUCCUUGUCCAGGGCGCUGUGGCUUGAAUGCUGAUUGUCGGGUAGUCAGCCAUGUGGUGCAAUGCAUCUGCCAGCAAGGUUUCACUGGGGAUCCCUUCGUCCAGUGCAGUCCAGCAAUUGAACGCGAUAUCGAAGUGCGUACACCCUGCAGCCCCAGUCCCUGUGGAGCAAAUGCCAUUUGUCGCGAGCGUGACGGAGCUGGAUCUUGCCAAUGUCUGCCGGAAUACUUUGGCAAUCCCUACGAUGGUUGUCGACCCGAGUGUAUGCUAGACUCUGAUUGCGCAUCGAAUCGUGCCUGCCUGCAGCAAAAGUGUCAGGAUCCUUGCCCCGGUACCUGUGGGCAAAACGCCGCCUGUCAGGUUAUUAACCAUCUGCCAUCCUGUAAUUGUCUACCCGGGUACAUAGGGGAUCCCUAUCAACGUUGUACACGUCCUGUCGAACCUAUACGUAACGAAUACACGAAUCCGUGUGAGCCCACGCCGUGCGGUCCUAACUCACAGUGUCGCGUUACAAAUGAGCAGGCCGUCUGCUCGUGUCUGCCCCAGUUCAUUGGCGCCCCACCUGCCUGCCGACCCGAGUGCACAAUCUCAUCGGAAUGUACUGUUGAUAAGGCCUGUCUGAAUCAGAAAUGUGUCAAUCCCUGCGUGGCCAAUACCUGCGGCAGCAAUGCGAUGUGCCGUGUACGCAAUCACAGUCCUAUCUGCACUUGUGUCAGUGGCUUCACAGGCGAUGCCUUUACAAAAUGCUUCCCAAUGCCACCGCCGCCAAUUGAAGUACAACAUGAACCGUUGCGUGAUCCUUGCGUGCCUACACCCUGCGGCCCGCACUCUGAGUGUCGCAACAUUAAUGGAAUUCCAGCAUGUUCCUGCCUAGCAACGUUUAUUGGUCAGGCACCAAAUUGUCAUCCAGAAUGUAUCAUUAAUUCGGAAUGUCCUAGCCAGCAGGCAUGCAUUAAUCAGAAAUGUCGCGAUCCCUGCCCAGGUGCAUGUGGCUUAAAUGCCAUUUGUAGCGUAAUAAACCAUACGCCACUCUGUGCCUGCAGCGAGGGUUACAUUGGUAAUCCAUUCACUACCUGCAAUCUCAAGCCACCAGAACCAACUUUGCCACCUAUAAGGGACGAUCCGUGCAACCCAUCACCGUGUGGUGCUAAUGCCCAAUGCAACGGUGGUAAAUGCACAUGCAUAGCCGAAUACCAAGGUGAUCCAAAUGUCGGCUGUCGCCCGGAAUGUGUUCUCAAUACAGACUGUCCCCAUAAUCGUGCUUGCAUACGAAAUAAGUGCAUUGAUCCCUGCCCUGGUACUUGCGGAAUAAAUGCGAUUUGCGAGGUGAACAAUCAUGUGCCUAUUUGUCGCUGUCCAGAUCAAAUGUCAGGCAAUGCAUUCUUUGAAUGCCGCCCUGUACCAGCACCAGCGCAACAGAAUCCCUGCCAACCUUCACCAUGUGGACCCAACAGCCAGUGCCGUGUGGUGCAACAGACCGCUGUCUGCUCUUGCCUGGUCGACUAUGUCGGCAGUCCGCCACAAUGUCGACCAGAAUGUGUUACCAACUCGGAUUGCGCGGCCAAUCAAGCUUGUCAAAAUAUGAAGUGUCGUGAUCCCUGUCCCGGCACCUGCGGCUUUAAUGCUCUAUGCAAUGUGGUAAAUCACAGCCCCUUCUGCAGUUGCCCCACGGGUAUGUCGGGCAAUCCUUUUGUGCGAUGUGAACAGAUUAUAGUUCCGCAACGUGAUGUUACGCCACAAAAUCCGUGUCAACCGUCACCCUGUGGCCCCAACUCUGAAUGCCGUGUCUCAGGUGAUUCCCCAUCUUGCUCUUGCCUGCCCGAAUUUUCGGGUGCUCCACCAAAUUGCCGACCAGAAUGCAUAUCCAACUCGGAGUGCGCCACCAACCAAGCCUGCGUCAAUCAGAAAUGCGUAGACCCUUGCCCAGGACUUUGUGGUCUUAACGCGAAUUGUCGUGUUUUCAGCCAUACGGCCAUGUGCCUGUGUGAUAGAGGGUUCACAGGUGAUCCAUUUGCCCAGUGCAAUGCCAUUAUUGAAGCAACAGUCGAGCAGAUACAGCCCUGCAAUCCGAGUCCUUGCGGCGUCAAUGCAAAGUGUGAGGAACGUGGCGGUGCUGGCUCUUGUCAGUGUCUACCUGAAUACUUUGGCAAUCCCUACGAGGGCUGCCGACCAGAGUGUGUGCUCAACUCAGACUGUCCAUCAAAUAGAGUUUGUCAGCAACAAAAGUGCCGUGAUCCCUGCCCAGGCACAUGUGGCCAGAAUGCCGAGUGCCAAGUUAUUAACCACUUGGCCACUUGCAAUUGUCUAAACGGGUACACUGGCGAUCCCUAUAGUUCCUGCCGCAUUGUAGAAAACGAACCACCCGAACUUGUCUAUGUGAAUCCCUGUCAACCAUCACCCUGCGGUCCCAAUUCGCGUUGCCGCGAAGUCAACACGCAAGCGGUCUGCUCCUGUCUAACGGAAUUUGUUGGCAGCCCACCCGCCUGUCGGCCUGAAUGCACUAGUAGCUCCGAAUGCGCAGCUGAUAAGGCUUGUGUUAAUCGCAAAUGCGUUGACCCGUGCCCUAAUGUCUGUGGCCAACAGGCUGAGUGCCGUGUUCGAAACCACAGUCCCAUCUGCACCUGCCUAAAUGGAUUUACAGGCGACGCCUUUACUCGUUGCUAUAGAAUGCCGCCUCCAUCUGUUGUGGCAAUUGAACGUGAGCCUCUUGAUCCUUGUGUCCCCUCGCCUUGUGGUGCCAACUCCCAAUGUCGUGACAUUUAUGGAACACCAUUGUGUUCCUGCCUGCCCAAUUAUCUGGGCACGCCACCUAACUGCCGACCCGAGUGUUCCAUCAAUGCUGAAUGUCCGAGUCAUCAGGCAUGCAUCAAUCAAAAGUGUCGCGAUCCUUGCCCCGGCUCCUGCGGGCUUAACACACAGUGCAAUGUAAUCAACCACACUCCAAUUUGUAGUUGUUUAGUGGGUUAUACCGGUGAUCCAUUUAUUGUUUGCAAUCCAGAGCCGCCUCAAAAAAUUGAAGUCCCGCCUGCACCUCAAGACCCAUGCAAUCCCUCGCCAUGUGGUGCUAAUGCCCAGUGUCAUAACGGUCAAUGCACCUGCAUAUCUGAAUACCACGGAGAUCCUUUUGUCAGCUGUCGUCCGGAAUGUGUUCUCCACGCGGAUUGUGCCCGCAAUCUCGCUUGUGUGCGUCAUACGUGUGUUGAUCCUUGUCCCGGCACUUGUGCGUCUACUGCCAUUUGCGAAGUGCUCAACCACAUACCCAACUGCCGCUGUCCCGAUGGCAUGGAAGGCAAUGCUUUUGUAGCGUGCAACCCCGUGAAACAACUCGACGUCGUGCACAACCCAUGUCAGCCAUCACCUUGUGGACCAAAUUCUCAGUGUCGAGUGAUAAAUCAACAAGCCAUCUGCUCUUGCAUUACGUCUUUCAUCGGCAGUCCACCAUUCUGUCGACCCGAAUGCACAUCAAACUCAGAAUGCCCCUUAAAUUUGGCGUGUCUCAAUCAAAAGUGCAGUGAUCCAUGUCCUGGUGUUUGCGGCCGCAAUGCCCAAUGCCAUGUGACGAACCACAGUCCAUUCUGUCGUUGCCUGGAUCACUAUACUGGCAAUCCGUUUGUUAGCUGUCAACCGAUUAUCGAGCCCCCAGCGCCGCCACCGCGACAUGCCUGCCAACCUUCACCCUGUGGACCUUACGCCGAAUGCCGCGAGAUAAACGAGACACCCUCAUGUACCUGCUUGCCCGACUACAGCGGCACACCGCCCAACUGCCGUCCAGAGUGUGUGACUAGUUCGGAGUGUCCAACACAUCAGGCUUGCAUAAAGCAGAAGUGUCGGGAUCCAUGUCCUGGCCUGUGUGGGCAAGCGGCUGUGUGCCGCGUGCUAUCACAUACUCCGAGUUGCUUUUGUCCUGACAAUCUGGACGGUGAUCCCUUCGUGCAGUGUGUGGAGAAAAAAAUUCACCAGUUGGAUCAGUUGGACCCAUGCAACCCUAGUCCUUGUGGAAUAAAUGCUCGUUGCACAUCACGACAAGAUGCUGGCUCAUGUCAGUGUCUUGAGGGAUUUUUCGGCAAUCCUUACGAAGGAUGCCGACCUGAAUGUGUGCUCGACUCCGAUUGUCCGUCGAACCUUGCCUGCCAACAACAGAAGUGUCAAGAUCCCUGCCCCGGUACCUGUGGCCCCAGUGCAGUGUGCAAUGUGCUCAAUCAUGUGCCCAGCUGCAGCUGUUUAACUGGCUACAGUGGUGACCCAUAUCGCCUGUGUCAACAGGAUCCCAUCAAGCAGUAUGUGAAUCCCUGCCAGCCCUCACCCUGCGGUCCCAACUCCCAGUGCCGGGAGAGCAAUGAGCAGGCUGUUUGCUCUUGCCUGCCCGAGUAUGUGGGUGCACCGCCAGCCUGCCGACCCGAAUGCACCAUAUCAUCGGAGUGUGCGGUGGACAAGGCGUGUGUAGCAAAGAAGUGUGUAGAUCCCUGUCCAGGUUCUUGUGGCGAGAAUGCCCUAUGCCGUGUGGUCAACCAUAGUCCUAUUUGUUCGUGUCGCAAUGGUUAUACUGGCGAUGCCUUCUAUCGCUGUUUACCUAUACCUCCCGCGCCGCCUACUGCAGUUGUGCAACAGCAACCGAUUGAUCCUUGUGUACCUUCACCUUGCGGUCCGUACUCCGAGUGUCGUCCACAUGGCGAGGCCCCAUCGUGCUCUUGUUUGAAUGGUUAUCUGGGCGUGCCACCCAACUGCCGUCCCGAGUGUCGUAUUAACUCAGACUGUCCCAGCAGUCAGGCCUGCAUAAAUGAAAAAUGUCGGGAUCCCUGCCCUGGUUCCUGCGGCUUUGGUGCCAUUUGCAGUGUCAUCAAUCACACACCCAGCUGCACAUGCCCAGCAGGUUAUACCGGCGAUCCAUUCAGCCAUUGUCAGCCGGAACCACCACCAAAACCUGUGGAAGCCGACGAUCCUUGCAAUCCCUCACCGUGUGGUCCCAAUGCCAUAUGUAAUGCUGGCACCUGUACCUGUCUGCCUGAGUAUCAAGGUGAUCCCUACAGCGGUUGUCGUCCCGAAUGCCUGACUAGCUUGGACUGUCCGCGAGAUCGCGCUUGCGCUCGGCACAAGUGUUUCGAUCCCUGCCCAGGCACAUGUGCAACCAACGCCUUGUGUACUGUGAUUAAUCACAUACCGAUGUGUACAUGCCCCGAAGGCUAUGCUGGCAACGCAUUCCUUCAGUGUCACCCUAUACCACCAGCUGCCGCCGUACAGCCCUGCCAGCCUUCGCCAUGCGGACCGAAUUCGCAAUGUCGAGAGGCCAAUAAACAGGCAGUCUGUUCCUGUGUGCCGGGAUAUGUAGGCACACCACCAUUAUGUCGACCUGAGUGCACCAGCAACUCGGAGUGUUCCGCUCAGCUUGCCUGUGUGAAUCAAAAGUGUGUCGAUCCCUGCCCCGGCGCCUGUGGUCGCAGUGCGAAGUGUAGUGUAGUCAAUCACAAUCCGUUCUGCACCUGCUUGCCACACUAUACAGGUAAUCCAUUUUUGGGCUGCCAGGUAAUUAUCGAGCCACCACAGCGUGACACUGUGCCCGAAGAUCCUUGUCGUCCAUCACCUUGUGGAGCCAACGCUGAGUGCCGCGCCAUUGGGGAGACACCAUCUUGUUCGUGUCUUGCAGACUUUGUGGGGUCGCCACCUUACUGCAAGCCGGAAUGUGUCGUGAAUUCCGAGUGUCCUAGUAAUCGGGCGUGUAUUAAUCAAAAGUGUCGCGAUCCUUGUCCCGGCCUUUGUGGCGCAAACGCUAUUUGUCGCGUUGUCUCACAUACAGCUAUGUGUGUUUGUGACGCUGGACUGACGGGCGAUCCUUUUACACAGUGCCAGCCAAUUGAAAAGGAUGUGGAGAUUAUUAAUCCUUGCCAACCAUCGCCAUGCGGUGCAAAUGCCGAGUGCAUACAGCGCAAUGGUGCCGGAGCAUGUCAAUGCCUGCCCGAUUACUUCGGUAACCCCUAUGAGGGUUGCCGACCGGAGUGUAUUCUUAAUUCGGACUGCCCAUCGAAUCUUGCCUGUCAGCAGCAAAAGUGUCGCGAUCCCUGUCCAGGUAGCUGUGGACAGAAUGCCGAAUGCAAUGUCGUCAAUCAUACGCCGAUGUGUUCCUGCGUCGCGGGAUAUGUUGGAGAUCCAUAUCGCUACUGUAACCAGCCUGCAGCACCACUUGUUCACGAGUAUGUUAAUCCAUGUCUGCCCUCGCCUUGUGGCUCGAAUGCCCAAUGUCGAGAGGUGCUGGGUCAAGCGGUCUGCUCCUGUCUUUCCGAAUUUAAGGGAGCGCCACCCAAUUGUCGACCCGAGUGUACCUCGAACGCUGAGUGCCCAGCCAACAGGGCAUGUAUUAAUCGCAAGUGCGUCGAUCCAUGCCCGGGUGUUUGCGGCCAUCAAGCGACUUGUCAGGUGCACAAUCACAGUCCCGUUUGCAUAUGUCCUGCAGGCCUGAUGGGCGAUCCUUUCGUACGCUGCCUACCCCGACCAACACCUCCACCACCGCCGCUUCGAGAUGUGGCGCCCUAUAGGGAUCCCUGCGAAUCCUCACCUUGUGGCCUGUACGCUACAUGUCGUAGUCAUCAUGAACAAGCGAUUUGUUCCUGCCAGACCAAUUAUUUAGGCACACCGCCGCAUUGUCGACCUGAGUGUACCAUCAAUGCUGAUUGCGCCAGUCACAUGGCUUGCAUUGGUGAACGGUGUCUUGAUCCCUGCCCUGGAGCCUGCGGUCAGUACACUGAGUGUCGUGUGAUCAAUCAUACGCCUAGCUGUGUUUGCCUGCACGGCUACGUUGGGGAUGCCUUUGUGGCUUGCCAGCCUGCACCACCGCCGCGAGCCUAUGAAGAACCCAGAGAUCCUUGCAAUCCCAGUCCCUGUGGGAGCAAUGCAGUCUGCUCGGGAGAAGGCCAGUGCAUGUGCAUUGCCGAAUAUCAGGGCGACCCUUACAUCGCUUGUCGUCCAGAAUGCGUCCUCAACUCUGAAUGCCCUCGCAAUCACGCUUGUGUACAGCAAAAAUGUGUUGAUCCCUGCCCAGGCACAUGUGGCGUCGGGGCCACUUGCGAGGUUUUCAAUCACAUUGCAAUGUGCCACUGUCCGGGGGGCAUGGCUGGCAAUGCAUUUAUUCAAUGCAGUCCCCUACAAAUGACCGUCUAUCAGAAUCCCUGCCAACCAUCGCCCUGUGGUGCAAACGCUGAAUGCCGCGAAAGGCAAGGUCAGGCCAUCUGCAGCUGUCUACAAAAUUAUUAUGGCGUACCACCAUCUUGUCGACCCGAGUGCACCACCAAUUAUGACUGUGCUCCCAGUCGUGCUUGCCAGAAUCAACAUUGCGUUGAUCCCUGUCCAGGCGCAUGUGGGGCCUACGCCGAAUGCAGGGUGGUCAGUCACAGUCCCUUCUGUAGCUGUCAGCCUGGCUAUACGGGUAAUCCGUUUGUGCAGUGCCAUAUAAUUAUCGAACCACUGCGGGAUAUUGUGACCCGGGAUCCAUGCCAACCGUCCCCUUGUGGUCCUAACAGUGAGUGCCAACGUAAUGGGGAUAUACCAUCCUGUUCGUGUCUUGAGAGCUUCUUUGGAACUCCACCAAACUGCCGACCCGAGUGCUUGUCUAACUCUGAUUGUGCUUCAUCCCGGAUUUGCAGAAACAAUCGUUGCACGGAUCCUUGUCCAGGCCUUUGCGGCAUCGGUGCUGUAUGCCAUGUGCUUAGUCACAGCGCGAUGUGCUACUGUCAACAAGGCUAUAGCGGUGAUCCUUUCGUUCUCUGCUUACCAAUUCAGCAUGAGCCACCUGAGAUGAUACAGCCUUGCAAUCCCAAUCCCUGCGGCACUUUUGCCGAGUGUCAUCAACGAAAUGGCAUUGGCUCUUGCCAAUGUCUACGCGAGUACUAUGGCAAUCCCUAUGAAGGCUGCCGUCCCGAAUGUGUGCUUGAUUCAGACUGCCCAUCUAAUAGAGCCUGUGUUAAUCAGAAGUGCCGCGAUCCUUGCCCUGGCAGCUGUGGCCACAAUGCCGAGUGUUAUGUGAGAAAUCAUUUGCCAACUUGCAAUUGCCUUAGCAACUAUGUGGGUGACCCCUAUCGCUACUGCAGCCUUGAAGAGAAACCCAUUCGCGAGUAUGUUAAUCCCUGCCAUCCCUCACCCUGCGGUCCCAAUAGUCAGUGCAAAGAGGUUAAUGAACAGGCUGUUUGCUCAUGUUUGCCCGAGUACGUAGGCACUCCUCCUGGUUGUCGUCCUGAGUGUACGCUGUCAUCAGAAUGUAACUUCGACAUGGCCUGCGUACAGCACAAAUGCGCUGAUCCUUGUCCUGGCGCUUGCGGCAGCAAUGCGCUAUGUCAUGCCACAAAUCAUGCUCCGCUGUGCGCCUGCCAGUCAGGAUAUACCGGAGAUCCGUUCACGCGAUGCUAUCCCGUACCUCCACCGCCCACCCAGAUGCUACAUGAACCUGUGCGUGAUCCCUGUCAGCCGUCUCCAUGUGGAGCUAAUGCUCAAUGUCGCCAGGUAAAUGGUCAGGCCAUAUGUAGCUGCCUGUCUGGGUAUUUUGGGGUACCGCCGAGUUGCCGACCCGAAUGCACACAGAGUGCCGAAUGUCUACCCAGUCUGGCAUGCAUAAACCAGCGCUGCGUUGAUCCGUGCUCUGGUUCCUGUGCCUACAAUGCGAUCUGCACGGUGCGCAACCACGUGCCCAGCUGUCAAUGUCCCGUCAGUUAUGUAGGGGAUCCAUUUACAUUCUGCCAACCUGAACCACCCAAGCCCAUUGUAACCGACGAUCCCUGCAAUCCCUCACCCUGUGGAUUUAAUGCCCAGUGUAAAAAUGGUAUUUGCACGUGUAUUGCCGAAUACCAAGGUGACCCCUAUGUGGGUUGCCGUCCAGAAUGCGUGCUUAACGCCGACUGCCCUCGUGAUCGUGCAUGUGUCCGCAACAAGUGCAUCAAUCCCUGUCCAGGAACCUGUGCCUCCAACGCCAUAUGUGAUGUACUUAACCAUAUUGCCAUGUGCCGUUGUCCAACACCCAUGAUAGGCAAUGCGUUCAUUCAAUGUGAAACACCGCCAAAGCAAUUCCUGCCACCGUCAAAUCCUUGUGCACCUUCACCAUGUGGUCCUAACAGUCGUUGUCGUGAGCUCAAUGGUAACGCCGUUUGCUCCUGCAUUGAAGAUUAUGUGGGCAGCCCACCUAGCUGUCGUCCAGAAUGUACACGCAACUCGGAUUGCUUGCCUAGUCUAGCAUGCCAGCAGCAAAAGUGCAUCGAUCCCUGCCCAGGCACUUGUGGAUACAAUGCACUCUGCCAUGUGGUAGACCAUGCACCCAUAUGUAGUUGUCCACCACGACACAUUGGCAAUCCCUUCCUUGGCUGUUUACCAACACCACCGCAGAGAGAUAUCAUUCCUGUAAAGCACGCUUGUCAACCCUCGCCAUGUGGAUCCUACGCGGAAUGUCGGGCUGUGGGAGACCAAGCUCAAUGCAGCUGUCUAACCACUUACAUUGGAGCCCCGCCUAACUGUCGACCGGAAUGCGUCACUAACUCGGAGUGCACGUUCGAUAAAGCGUGUGUUAAUCAAAAAUGUGUGGAUCCCUGCGCGGGCGCUUGUGCCGUCAAUGCCGUUUGUCAUGUACUUAGCCAUGUUGCCAUGUGCUAUUGUGCUCCUGGUUAUACAGGCGAUCCUUUCACCAACUGCCAGCAAGCCCCUAUAACUCAAAAACAGGAAAGCACGCAGCCCUGUUACCCAAAUCCCUGUGGUGCCAAUGCGCAAUGUCGUCAGGAGGGCAAUGCAGGCACCUGUCAAUGCCUACCCGACUACCAUGGCAAUCCAUAUGAAGCUUGUCGACCUGAGUGUGUCUCCAAUAGCGACUGUCCGUCGGACAAAUCAUGUCAGCAGUUGAAAUGUCGCGAUCCUUGCCCGGGCGUGUGCGGUCUAAAUGCUGCUUGUCGCGUUCUUAACCACCUACCUACAUGCCAUUGCCUAAACUCAUUCGUUGGUGAUCCCUAUCGAUACUGUCAGCUCCCCGAGAAACCCAUUGUGAGAGAGUAUGCAAAUCCCUGUCAGCCAUCACCCUGUGGCCCAAACUCCCAGUGCCUCGAGAAGAACGACCAAGCUGUCUGCUCAUGUUUGCCGGAGUAUGUGGGCACACCGCCCAACUGCCGACCUGAAUGUGUGACCAGUGGCGAGUGUGUUUUAGAUAAGGCCUGCAUUAAUCAAAAGUGUCGGGAUCCAUGUCCUGGCGUCUGUGGUACCAAUGCCGACUGUCGUGUCUACCACCAUGCGCCUAUUUGCAGCUGCCGUCCAAACUUCCAAGGGGAUGCUUUCACGCGCUGCUACCCUGCACCACCCCCAUCCAUUGUCCAGUUGAAUAGAUAUACGAAUCCUUGUGUUCCAUCGCCAUGUGGUCAAUAUGCUGAGUGUCACGAUACUCAAGGCACUGCUAUUUGCAGUUGUUUACCAAACUAUUUUGGCAGCCCACCUAACUGUCGACCCGAGUGUAGUAUCAAUGCUGACUGCCCCGCUCAUCUGACCUGUCAAAACCAGCGCUGCCGUGAUCCUUGUACAGGCGCCUGCGGCUUCAAUGCUCAGUGCCUGGUCAUAAAUCAUAUCCCCGUUUGUCAGUGUUUACCGGGAUUGACUGGCAAUCCGUUUGUGUCGUGUCAAGCCCCACCAACAGCACCCCGACCAUCUUUGAUGAAUGACGAUCCAUGCCUACAUGUAAGGUGUGGUCCCAAUAGUGUUUGCAGCCAGGGACAGUGCAGCUGUCUACCCGAAUUCCAUGGAAACCCAUCGGUUGGCUGUCGUCCGGAAUGCAUAUUGAGCACGGAGUGUGCCCAGAAUCUCGCCUGCGUGCGCCAAAAAUGCAUUGAUCCCUGCCCGGGCACAUGCGGCUCGAACGCAAUAUGUGAGGUUCACAACCAUGUGGCCUUGUGCCACUGCCCAGCUGAAAUGACGGGCAAUGCUUUUGUGCAAUGCUUGCCAUUGCCUCCGCCGCCUCCACGUGUUGUUUCCGAUCCCUGUCAACUAUCACCUUGCGGACCCAAUGCACAGUGUCGAAAUAUUAAUGGACAAGCUGUCUGCUCCUGCCUGCCACAAUUUGUGGGUGUGCCACCAUCAUGUCGUCCGGAAUGUAUUAGCAAUGAAGAGUGUCCACUGCACUUGGCUUGUCUGCAGCAGCGUUGCAGCGAUCCUUGUGCGGGUGCCUGCGGUCAGAACGCUGAAUGCCGAGUUCUUAAUCACAGCCCGAACUGUCGUUGCAUCAGCUCCUACACUGGGAAUCCCUUCAUAGUAUGCCAUCCACAGCCGCCGCCGCCUCUUACACACGAUGUGGUUGAUCCCUGCAAGCCCUCGCCUUGUGGACCGAAUUCCGAAUGCCGCAACGUUGGAAACAAUGCUCAAUGCAACUGCCUUGUUGGUUUCAUGGGAAUACCGCCCAACUGUCGGCCUGAAUGCGCUAGCAGCGCUGACUGCCCUACAAAUCUGGCAUGCUUUAACCAAAAAUGCCGUGAUCCUUGUCCGGGCGUGUGUGGUAACAAUGCCGAAUGCUACGUCAUCAAUCAUACGCCCAUGUGCGUCUGCUUAAAAGGCUACACUGGCAAUCCCUUCAUUAAUUGCGAUGUACAGCGUGAUAUUAUUGAAUCACCUUCGCCCUGUGUACCAAGUCCUUGUGGCUCAAAUGCGAUCUGUAGCGAAUUGAAUGGCGCUGGCGCCUGUGAGUGCUUGCCUGAAUUCUUUGGCAAUCCCUAUGACGGCUGCCGACCAGAAUGUAUUUUGAAUUCGGAUUGCCCAAGCAAUUUGGCCUGUGUCAAUCAGCACUGCCGCGAUCCAUGCGCGGGUAUCUGCGGUCCCAAUGCCAUAUGCCAUGUGCGCCAUCAUCUGCCGCAUUGCAAUUGCCUCAAUGGCUAUGAGGGCAAUCCCUAUAGCUACUGCAAUGUCAUACCUGAACCCCUGCAUGAACCUGCUCCGCUGCAUCCCUGCCAGCCCUCACCCUGUGGAUCUAACUCCCAAUGCCAUGAAGCAAAUCAGCAGGCGGUUUGCAGUUGCCUGCCAGACUUUAUAGGCACUCCACCAGCUUGUCGACCCGAAUGUACCAUCUCCAGCGAGUGCUCCCUUGACAAAGCCUGCAAAAAUCACCACUGUGUUGAUCCCUGUCCAGGAGUCUGUGACCGCAAUGCCGCGUGUCAUACGAUUUACCAUAGUCCCCACUGCAGCUGUUUGCCAGGUUUUACGGGUGAUGCUUUCAGUGGCUGUCGAACAAUAACACACGCCAUUAGCUACGACUAUCCAAAGGAUACAAACCAUGAUCCUUGUGUGCCGUCACCCUGCGGCACUUUUGGACAGUGUCAUGCUCAAAGCCGUCAAGCCGUGUGUCGCUGUCUGUCCGGUUACUAUGGUGCUCCGCCUAACUGUCAACCGGAGUGUUUAAUAAACUCCGAUUGCGCUUCUCACUUGGCCUGCAUAGGUGAAAAGUGUCGCGAUCCCUGUCCUGGCUCCUGUGGUAUUUCAGCACGAUGUAACGCCAUCAAUCAUACGCCCAUUUGCAGCUGUCCCGUAGGCUAUGAAGGAAAUCCUUUCGUUAGCUGCGCACCAAUACCACCAUCACAUGACCCACCGCCACGCGAUGCUUGCAAUCCCUCGCCAUGCGGCUCAAAUGCUAUUUGCAACAAUGGGCAAUGCACUUGUAUUGCUGAGUUCCAUGGCAAUCCCUACAUUGGCUGCCGACCCGAAUGUGUGCUUAACACGGAUUGCGCACGUGACAAGGCUUGCCAGCGCAGUAAAUGUGUAGAUCCCUGUCCGGGCGCCUGUGGCGUAGGCGCUAUUUGCGAGGUGCGCAACCAUGUGCCCAUGUGCCACUGUCCCCCGGGCACAUCCGGCAAUGCAUUUGUACAGUGUGCUUUAGUACAACCUGAUCCAAUCGUGCCCGUUAACCCAUGCCGUCCAACACCCUGUGGAAGCAAUGCACAGUGCCUUGUGGCAAAUGACCAGGCAGUGUGUUCCUGCCUGGCCGGCUUUUUUGGCACACCACCGCUAUGUCGACCAGAAUGCAGCAUCAACUCGGACUGUGCGCCUCAUUUGGCCUGCCAGAAUCAGCACUGCCGCGAUCCCUGCCCUGGUGCCUGUGGCCAACACUCGCUCUGUCAGGUUAUACGUCAUACGCCCCAUUGCAGCUGCCCGCCAGGCUACACGGGAAAUGCAUAUGCGUUGUGCCAACGUCUACCACCGCCCCAAAUUUUGCAACGUGAUCCAGUCAAUCCCUGCCAGCCCUCACCGUGCGGUGCCAAUGCACAGUGCACUUCCACACCAGAUGGCAACCAAGCGCAGUGCAAGUGCCUGGAACAUUACAUUGGAACCCCGCCAAAUUGCCGGCCUGAAUGUAUUACUUCAUCGGAAUGCUCCAACCAAUUGGCCUGUAUUGGACAAAAGUGUCGCGAUCCUUGUCCUGGUGUGUGCGGCCAGGCCGCCAUCUGCCAGGUGAUCAGUCAUGUGCCAUCCUGCGUUUGCAUAGCUGAUUAUAUUGGAGAUCCAUUUACCAAGUGUUAUCCGCGCCCGACACUCGAGCGGGAUCAAAUUAAUCCAUGUGCACCUAGUCCCUGCGGCAGCAAUGCCGUCUGCAGGCAACAGGGUAGAGUUGGUUCCUGCCAGUGCUUGCCCAACUACUAUGGCAAUCCUUAUGAAGGCUGCCGACCCGAAUGUGUCCUUAACUCCGACUGCUCGAGCCAUUUGGCGUGCCUUAAUCAACAUUGCCGUGAUCCCUGUCCUGGCAGCUGUGCACCCAACGCCCAAUGCCAAGUCGUCAACCAUGUUCCCAUAUGCAGCUGCUAUCCCGGCCACAUUGGUGAUCCCUAUCGCCAUUGCCGGCUGCACCAGUCAGAACCCACGCCCCCUGUUUAUGUAAAUCCCUGUGAGCCAUCACCGUGCGGCGCCAAUUCACAGUGUCGAGAAUCGCAGGGUCAGGCAAUUUGCAGCUGCCUGCCACAGUUUAUAGGUACUCCGCCCGCCUGUCGUCCCGAGUGUGUUAUCAGUGCCGAGUGUAGCGCGGAUAAGGCCUGCAUAAAUCAGAAGUGUCAAGAUCCCUGCCCAGGCACAUGUGGUGUCAAUGCCCAAUGUCAUGUGCGCAACCAUAGUCCGCUAUGCUCCUGCCAAUCUGGUUACACCGGCGACGCCUUUAUCCGCUGCUUGCCGCUACCACCCAAACAGGCAGAGCCACCUACGCAGCCAGCCAUGCCAUGUGUGCCGUCACCAUGUGGACCCAAUUCCCAGUGUCGUGAAGUAAAUGGCGGCGCCAGUUGCAGUUGCUUGCCAAACUUUGUUGGUGCAGCACCCAACUGCCGGCCUGAGUGCACCAUUAAUGCAGAGUGCGGCAGCAAUUUGGCGUGUAUCAAUGAGAAAUGUCGUGAUCCUUGUCCAGGUGCCUGCGGCUUUGCAGCACAAUGUAAUGUAAUCAACCAUACGCCUAGUUGCUCUUGCCCCGCUAGCUACACAGGCGAUCCAUUCAGCAGCUGUCGGCUGUUGCCGCCCACACCGCCACCAACACCACCGACGCCCGCCGAGCCCUGCAAUCCCUCACCGUGUGGAAGCAAUGCGCAGUGCCGCAGUGGCCAAUGCUCAUGCCUGCCGGAAUAUCAGGGCGAUCCCUACAUUGGAUGUCGUCCGGAAUGCGUGCUAAACUCCGAGUGUCCAAGAAAUCGCGCUUGUGUACGCAACAAAUGCAUUGAUCCCUGUCCCGGAACUUGUGCCCAGAACGCUCUUUGCGAUGCGAUCAAUCACAUUGCCAUGUGUCGCUGUCCUGAGCGCAUGACGGGCAACGCAUUUGUUGCCUGCACACCUGUGCGCGACGAGCCCCCAAUUAAUCCAUGUCAACCAUCGCCAUGUGGAACCAAUGCACAGUGUAUUGAGCGCAAUGGAAAUGCGAUUUGUUCCUGCAUCACUGGAUAUUUGGGUCAGCCGCCCAAUUGCCGUUUAGAGUGCUACACCAGCUCGGACUGUUCCCAACAACACGCGUGCAUCAAUAACAAGUGUGUGGAUCCCUGCCCUGGACAAUGCGGCCUCAACGCUGUUUGUCAGGCUGUGCAGCAUCGUGCCCACUGCGAGUGCAUCGCUGGCUACACUGGCAACGCCUACAGCCUGUGCAAUCCCAUCGUUGUGGAGCGCAAACCGGAAACAGCCCACGAUCCAUGCUACCCUUCGCCAUGUGGAUCAAAUGCGCAGUGCAACAACGAUAAUGGUCAAGCGCGUUGUAGUUGCCUGGUUGAAUUCCAAGGGAAGCCGCCCAACUGCCGGCCUGAGUGUUCCUACAAUGAUGAGUGCGCAAAUAAUUUAGCCUGUAUCGGUCAGAAGUGUCGCGAUCCAUGCCCCGGUAGCUGUGGCCAAAAUGCCCAGUGCCUAGUUACCCUGCACACACCCAACUGUCAUUGUCCAGCGGGCAUGACGGGUGAUCCGUUCCGACUCUGCCAGCAAGUACCCCAAACUUUGCCAACACCAUUGCCUACACCAAAGAAUCCCUGCAAUCCAUCACCAUGUGGCAGUAACACCGAGUGCCGUUUGCGUGGCGAAAGCUUUGUCUGCGAGUGCAUUCAGGAGUAUAUUGGCAAUCCUUAUGAAGGCUGCCGUCCCGAAUGCGUUGGCAACUCUGAGUGCCCAGCCAAUCGCGCCUGCAUACGCAACAAGUGCGCCAAUCCCUGCCCGGGUACCUGCGGCCAAGAUGCGCUAUGCAAUGUCAACAACCACAUACCAAUCUGUUCCUGCCCGGAAGGUUACACGGGUAAUGCCUUUAUGCAAUGCUCGCGACAGGUGACACCACUGCCACCCUCGGAUCCAUGCUAUCCAUCGCCCUGUGGCCUCAACUCUGUGUGUCGUGUGCAGCGGGAUCAGGCUGUCUGCGAAUGUCUGCCCGGCUUCUUUGGCAAUCCAUUGGGUCAGGGCUGUCGACCUGAGUGCACACUCAGCUCAGACUGUGCCAAGGAUCGUGCGUGUGUGAACAACAAGUGCGUUGACGCCUGUGCUGGAGUUUGUGGCUACGGCGCCGUCUGCCAGACAAUCAAUCACAGUCCCAUUUGCUCUUGUCCUGACAACAUGGUUGGUAAUCCGUUCGUGCAAUGCGAAGCGCCACGUACCGUCGAUGUCGAUCCCUGUCAACCAUCGCCCUGUCGCAGCAAUGGUAUCUGCCGCGUACAAAAUGGCGCUGCCACAUGCAGCUAUCCGGAGUGUGUUACUAACGAAGACUGCUCCCGGGAUCGCGCUUGCGUCAGUCAGAAAUGCCAUGACCCAUGUCUGCACGCCUGUGGUCUCAACGCUAUUUGUCGUGUUAUUAAUCACAAGUCCGUGUGCAGUUGUCCUCCAGAUUUCUAUGGCUCACCGUACGCGCAGUGCGUGCGCCAAGUGCCUCAACUGGAUCCACCAAGGCCCGAAUGCACCAGUGAUGGCGAAUGCAGCAACGACAAAGCAUGUAUCAAUCAGGUCUGCCGCAAUCCCUGCGAGCAAUCAAAUCUGUGCGCACAGCAAGCACGCUGCCAUGUGCAGCUUCAUCGUCCGCUCUGCGUGUGCAAUGAAGGCUACACUGGCAACGCCCUGCAACACUGUUACCUCUUAGGCUGUCGCUCCGAUAGUGAGUGCGCGCCAACCGAGGCAUGCAUUAAUGAGCAGUGUGUGGACCCGUGCACUUUUACCCAGUGCGGCACAGGAGCCAUCUGUCGCACCGACUUCAAUCAUCGAGCCCGCUGCCACUGCCCCGAUGGCUACCGCGGCAAUCCUCUACUGCGCUGCGAGCGACCCGAGUGUCGAAGCGAUGACGACUGCACCUUCCGUUUGGCGUGCCGCAACGAGCGCUGUGAAGAUCCCUGCAAUUGUGGUAUUGGCGCUCAGUGCCGUGUAGAUAACCAUCGCGCCCAGUGCCGAUGCCCGGCCGGCUAUAGCGGCAAUCCAGCAGUAAGUUGUGAAUUGCUGCCCGUCAAGCCUGAAGGCUGCACUAUGGAUGCCGAAUGCCCCAGCAAACUGGCAUGCUUCAAUGGAGAGUGCAAGAACCCUUGCGAUGUGACCCAUCCAUGUGGCGCCAAUGCCAUCUGUGAGGUUGUCGAUACACUGCCCUUGCGUACUAUGAUCUGUCGCUGUGAGCCUGGUUACGUUGGUGAUGCUGACAUUGGAUGUCGCAAAGAACCGACACAUGACCAAGGGUGCGUGUCACAUGAUCAAUGCCAAAAUACAGAGUCCUGCCGCGCUGGCAACUGUGUCAAUCCUUGCCUGGAUGCAUCACCCUGUGCGCGCACCGCUCAAUGCUUAGCGCAACAGCAUCGCGCCAUCUGCAGCUGUCCACAGGGUACCCAAGGAGAUCCAUUCACCAACUGCUAUCAGCCACCACAAAUUACAGCUGGUUGCGCCCACGACUCGGAAUGUACGCCCACAACGGCAUGCAUCAAUAAACGCUGCCAGGAUCCUUGUGCCGAGGCCAAUCCUUGCGCUGGCAAUGCCGAGUGUCGCGUGCAAAAUUCGCGACCUACCUGCUACUGUCCCCCUGGAUGGGGUGGUGAUCCCCAAGUUCAAUGUUUCAAACCGGAGUGCAAGAUUAAUGCUGAUUGUCCCUAUGAUAAGGCUUGCCUUAAUGAAAACUGUGUCAAUCCGUGUACUCAUGGUCAGGUGCGUUGCGGCAGCGGUGCCGAAUGCCUACCACAGAAUCACCAGGCUGUCUGCCGCUGUCCCGCCGGCACGCAGGGCAGUCCCUUCAUCGCUUGCAUUACUGGACAUUGUCAGUAUAACGAGGAUUGUGCCGAUAAUGAGGCCUGCGAUCGCCUGAAUCGCGUUUGCCGUCCAGUUUGCGAGCAGGACACCUGCGCCGUGAAUGCCCUUUGUGUGGGACGUCGUCAUCAGCCACAAUGCGAGUGCCGUGCAGGCUACCAAGGCAAUCCCUUCGUGCUAUGCCAGGAACCCAAGCGUGAUCCACAGCCGCAGUGUACACAGGACGCCGACUGCCCAUCGAAAUUGGCAUGUAUUAAUCAGCGCUGCGAAAAUCCAUGCGCCACACCACAUGUCUGCAGUCCACAGCAAAGCUGUGCAGUCCUGGACACAUUGCCACUGCGCACCAUGAUCUGCAAGUGUCCCAGCGACACUGUCUCCGAUAACUCUGGCAACUGUGUGCCUAUCCAAACUGUCAUCGUCCCCGGCGGCUGUCAGCAUAAUGCAGAGUGCGCUAGCUCCGAGGUAUGUUUGCAUGGCAGCUGUCUGGACGCCUGUCGCCUGGAACGGUGCGGCGUUAACGCUCAAUGUAACGCGCGUGAUCAUUACGCGCAAUGCAGUUGUCCGGCUGGUUACCAAGGUUAUCCACGCAUCGAAUGCUACACAACAGACAUAGCCAUCCCGAAAAUUCCGGGCGCCGAGUGUACACGCAACGAUGACUGUCCUCGUGAUAAGAACUGCCAAAACGAACGCUGUGUGAAUCCAUGCGCAGCGGAUGCCUGUGGUCUGGGCGCCUACUGUCAUGUACAAAAUCGGGCCGCCGUCUGCCGUUGCCCGCCUGGCUAUACUGGUGAUGCACGCGUACGGUGUCUGCCACCUUCGGAUGUCAUCACAGUAGGCUGCAAGUCGAAUUCCGACUGCCCUAUUUCGGAGGCGUGUAUCAAUGCGCAGUGCAUCAAUCCUUGCAAUUGUGGACCCAAUGCCGAGUGCACUGUUAAGAAUCAUCAUCCAAUAUGCUACUGCAAGCCCGGCUAUUCAGGCAAUGCGCAGUUCGGCUGCGUACCUAUUGGCUGUCAGUCGGACGAUGAGUGUUUGGGCGACAAGCAGUGCGUUCAUCGUGAGUGUAUCAAUCCAUGUCUCGUUUCCGAUCCUUGUGCUUUGAACGCGGAGUGUUAUGGCCGUAAUCAUCGCGCUAGCUGCCGUUGUCCCGUCGGCCUCGAGGGUGAUCCAUUUGUGCGUUGUGUACGACUGGAAUGUCACUCCGAUCACGAUUGCGCCUCCAACUUGGCUUGCGUUGCUAACCAGUGUGUGAAUCCUUGCGCUCAGAGCCCUUGCGCUCAAAAUGCUAUCUGUCAGGCGCUUAAUCAUCGCGCCGUCUGUCGGUGCCCAGAGCAAAUGCCAUUAGGCAAUCCAUAUGCCUUCUGCGAACGCCGACCAAUUGAGCCAGUGUGCCGCGACGAUGGUGACUGCCCCAGCGGAUUGGCCUGCAUCGAUGCUAAAUGCAAGAACCCAUGCACCGAACUUUCACCCUGUGCACGCAGUGCCCACUGCAGCGUGCUGGACAGCGUGCCUGUGCGCACCAUGGUUUGUGAGUGCCCUGAGUCACAAGUACCGGAUGCCAGCGGGGAGUGUCGCCAGCUGGUGUUACAGAGUCCUCCCGGCUGCGAAAGCGAUUUGGAUUGUAACGAACAGGAGGCCUGUGUGAAUCGUCAAUGCCGCAAUCCUUGCAACUGCGGUACCAACGCUAUUUGUCAUGUUCAACAACAUCGCGCCGUGUGCAGCUGCCAGGAUGGCUUCGAGGGCAAUCCUUAUGCCGCCUGCCGCUCCAUUGGUUGUCGUGUCGACGGCGAAUGCGACUCUGGAAAGGCCUGCAUCAAUGGCAAUUGUAUCAAUCCUUGUCUACUCAAGGAUCCGUGCGGCCCCAACGCCGAGUGCUAUGUACAGUCCAGUCGCGCCCAAUGCCGCUGCCUUAGCGGCUAUCGCGGCAAUCCAUACGAGCGCUGCCGCGUCAUUGGUUGCAGUAGUAACAACGACUGCCCCACAGAUAAGACUUGCCAGAAUGAGCAAUGCGUUAAUCCAUGCGUGUAUCACAAUGUCUGUGCACAACGCGCUGAGUGUCGCCCACAAAAUCAUAUGGCCGUGUGCCGCUGUCCGUCGAACUUCUUGGGUAAUCCCUAUGUGGACUGUCGCCCACAACCACAGCCCGUUUGCAAACUGGAUACGGACUGCCCAGCGCGCCUGGCCUGCAUUAACGAGCAAUGCGUCGAUCCCUGCUUAGUAUUGGAGCCCUGUCAAAGACCCGCCCAGUGCCAGGUGACACCAACGGCUCCUGUACGCACCAUGAUCUGCAUUUGUCCCGAUGGCUAUAUCAGCAGUGGCAGCGGCAGCUGCAAGCCUACCACUAGCGUGGUCAAGGUGGGCGGUUGCAUCUCAGAUACCGACUGUGCCGCUGAUAAGUCUUGCGUGAGCGGCAUUUGCCGAGAUCCGUGCAACUGUGGUCUGAAUGCUGAGUGUCGCAUUAAGGACCACAAGCCAGUUUGUACCUGUCGUCAGGGCUACGAGGGCAAUCCCGAGUUCGAGUGCGCCAAGAUCGAAUGCACCAUUAAUUCAGAAUGUCCGGCCACACAUGCCUGCCGUAACCAGCUCUGCGUGCCCGCCUGCCAGGGCGAGCUUUGUGGACCCAAUGCCGAAUGCCUAGCUAUCAAUCAUCGAGCCGUUUGUGAAUGCGCCCCUGGACAUGGCGGAAACGCACGUCUGGGCUGCACACCGCUUGGCUGUCGCAACGACGAUGAAUGUCCUUCGGAUAAGGCUUGUGUAAAUAGCAAAUGCGCAAAUCCUUGCGAGACUACGGCCAUUUGCGCCAACGAUGAGCUUUGCUUGGUCUAUCAACAUAAGCCUCAAUGCGCGUGCCCACCAGGAACUGUGCCUGGUCGCAGGGGCUGCGAACAGGAACGAGUGGUGCCUAUCUGCAUCAGCGAUGCCGAUUGCCCAACUCAACGCGCCUGUCUGCGCGGCGAGUGUGUGAAUCCUUGCAAUUCUACGCAACCCUGCGGAGUAAAUGCCGAAUGCCGAGUCCUAGACACGCUGCCCGUGCGCACCAUGAUCUGCGAAUGCCUCGAAGGCUACACCGGAAAUGCAGCUGUACAGUGCGACAAGCGCUCGCUCUGCGUCAUCGAGAAAGGAUUUGUGCGCGAUGUCGAUGGUCAGUGCGUAUGCCCGCCGGGCAGCGCCCUUGAUAUCUAUGAGUACUGCACACCAUGCCUGGUUGAGCAGGGCUAUCGCAUCGAUGAAAGCGGCCACUGCGUAUGCGCAUUGGAACGUGGCAUGGUAAUUGAUGAGCGUGGUAGCUGCACUUGUCCAAUUGAGCUGGGCUAUCGCCUGACACCUCUGGGUGAGUGCCAGCCCGUGGAGCAACCUGAGUGUGUGAGUAAUGAGCAGUGCGCGGAUAAUCGCUACUGUAAUCCAGAAUCAAAGACCUGCGAGGAUCCCUGCUUAACCAAAACGUGUGGUGUCAAUGCCUUCUGCAAUGCGGUGAAUCAUCGGGCCCAGUGCCAGUGCAUCACCGGCUAUACAGGUAAUCCGGAGCUGCAUUGCAAUCACACCAAUUUCCGUACCGACUUCCCCCGACCCGACAUGGUUGUCAGUUGCUUAGCUGAUGGUGUUCAAGUUGAGAUUCAUAUCACCGAGCCGGGUUUCAAUGGCGUGUUAUAUGUAAAGGGACACAGCAAGGAUGAGGAGUGCCGUCGCGUUGUCAAUUUGGCUGGCGAGACGGUGCCACGCACCGAAAUCUUCCGUGUCCACUUUGGUAGCUGCGGCAUGCAAGCCGUAAAGGAUGUUGCCAGUUUUGUGCUGGUCAUACAGAAGCAUCCCAAGCUAGUUACUUAUAAGGCGCAGGCCUACAACAUCAAGUGCGUCUACCAGACUGGCGAGAAGAAUGUGACCCUAGGCUUUAACGUAUCCAUGCUAACAACUGCCGGAACAAUUGCCAAUACUGGACCACCGCCCAUCUGUCAAAUGCGAAUCAUAACCAAUGAGGGAGAGGAGAUCAACUCAGCCGAGAUUGGUGACAAUCUACGUCUGCAAGUGGACGUUGAGCCAGCAACUAUUUAUGGCGGCUUCGCGCGUUCUUGCAUAGCUAAGACCAUGGAGGAUAAUGUGCAAAACGAAUAUCUUGUAACCGAUGAGAACGGCUGUGCCACAGACACAAGCAUCUUUGGCAACUGGGAGUACAAUCCGGAUACCAACAGUCUGCUGGCCAGCUUCAAUGCCUUUAAGUUUCCCUCCAGUGACAACAUACGUUUCCAGUGUAACAUUCGCGUAUGCUUUGGAAAAUGUCAGCCAGUUAAUUGUGGUGGCUAUAAUGCCUUUGGACGCAGACGUCGCUCCAUUACGGACAACUCCACCGAUACGACAGCCAUUGCCACCAGUACAGGUGUCGAGGGUCAGCUGCGCGAGGAGAUAACUAUCUCUUCCAAUGCCAUAUUGACAUUCGAGAAACGCAGCGGUUCAGGUCUGAAUGAUGCCAACAUCAAACCGGCGGCCCAGCGCGUUGAGGAUAUUUGUGUCUCAAUGGUGGGCUUGAUUAUAGCUCUGGUUAUCACGGCGCUGCUUGCACUUGUCGCAGUCGCCGUGGCGGUCUCCUGUUGGCUCAUGGCCUACAGAAGAAGGCCCAAAACAUUGGCGCCAUUGCCACACCCGCCAGAGUUCCCCAAUCCACUGUUUGCCAAUGCAGACGCGGCACCCGAACCAACACCGGACUAUAUCUCCUAAACCGUAAUGUAACUAAAAACAAAACACCCACAGACAAAACAAAACAAAAACACCUAGCUAUAAUAAUAGUAUGUAAAAACAGAAAAGAUGAAUAUUUGAAAAGCACGUGCAAAAAGCUAGAAACGAAAUUAAAUUUCGCGCAAAAAAUGCAAUGAUAUGAAAGAAAAAACAAAAGUAAAGUUGUGAGCAGAAAAUAUAUUCGUUGGCGUUUAUGAAACGUUGACGAAAAACGAAGCAUUAAAUGAAUUGUAAAAAGAAAAACGACAAUAAGAUAAAUGCCACAAAAGGCAUUGCAGAAAUUUAUUUAAUAACUUAAGAAAAUAAUUUUAUUAUUUUGUAUUAACAUUUUAGUAUUUUUUCCUUACUAAUAUGAGAAUUUCGCGUAGUCGCACGAAAACAGUAAUUUUUUUUUUAAAUGCAACAGAAUUUUAGAACCGAUACUGCCAAAAGUAAUUAUGAGAAACAGAUCAAUACAGAGAGAAGGUUUAGAUUAAAAAAGCAGCUACAAACGAAUUCUCGUCCUCUAACGACAACUUCUUCAUUAGUCGAUUACAAUUACAUAUUGAUAUUUUGUUAUAUACAUACAUAUACACAGACAUAUUAUAAAUAUAGCUAAAGACUUCCUAUAAAUGUUUAGGGUGUGGGUAGUAGCAACAACACUUUGUAUUAUAGCACAAAUACACACGUAAACACAAACACACACACACUACUACUUCCUGUGUAAUUUAGGAAAUGAGCUCGCCUUCAAAAUUGAAAACUGCCUUAAUUUUCCACUACACUAAACGAACAAUGCACCCAAAAACAAAACAAAAAAUACUCCUUAGCAAAACGUAAGCUUAAAAUGGAGCAGUGAAUUUCCACAGCCAAAAAAAUAUAAUCACAGGACAAUAUGUCAACGAUUGUCUUUCACGGAUUAUAUUGAAACAAAAAAGUUCAGCACAUUCACACACACACAGAUAGACCACAAAAAACAAAUGAACUUGGGCAUAGUUAAGGCUGCUCCAAAAAAAAUUAAUAUAUGAAAAACAAAAAAAAAAACUGCCACGAAGGCGUCAAAAGCGCACAAAAGAUUAAUGCAUAGGAGAAAUAUUUAAGGUUUGUUUUAAUUUUAAAUGCAACGCCGACUAAUGGAGGAUUUGAACUAUGACUAUAACUCUACUACAUACUACUAUGAUUAACCAAUUAUUUUUGUAGUUUUUUAGUCAAUUAAUAUUAAAUUGUUGUGAUUGUUUUAAAAUGCAAACGAAAUACUUCCACUAAAUAACUAAUAACGCGAAAAGUAUAGCAAGUACUUUAAAAAGGCAACGAAUCGGCGUGUUUUCUGACCCGCGCAUCCAUCCAAGCACAGAACGCAGCUGUUAACGCGCCUGAAAUUAUGCAGCGAAUUUUUUGUUUCUGGCGCCUGUUCACAGCGCGCAACUGUCGCUUGGGGGGAUGCGAGAUGCACGCCGCUAUAUUUAAAUUAUCUAAAAUGAAGUUUUAAAUUAAUAUUAUUAAACAUAAACAAAAUGUAUAGUCACUACUUUAAGCCGAACGUGAAAUCACUUUUUUACAGUGGAAAUACCAUGAGAACUCGCACAACUUACACACACACCCACAGUAAGAAACCACUUGUAAAUAAUACAAUACAGGCAAAAAAUCGACGGUAUUUUUAAUAGCGCAUUUUUGUGUAUAGGUUUCUAAACUUUCAGACACUUCUGUCCAGCAAUAGUAACAUGCCAGAAAUAAAAUUAUUUUCUGAUUUCAAUCACAAAAAAAAAAAAAAAAA